AUGGAUGGUAUCCCAUUGUAUGGCAAAGCAAUAAAAGUAAAUCAUGCAUCACAGAACUCAAAUUCAAAUUCACCAGGUAAUCAAAGCCCAUCAAGUUAUGGCUAUAACUUCCCUGAUGAUGCACAGCUCAGACGACCUCUCUUUGAUGGACAGUUUAGCCCACAGCCUAUGUCUGGGACUCCACCACCAUUUUUAAGAAAUGGUCUCCAUGGCAACUUUCAUCGUGCACAUCCCUCCCCAAUGGGUCCAUGGGAUACUUCAUCACCAUGGCAACAAGGACAAAAUUUUCAAGGAAGGAUUAGCCCAGGAUCAGGUCAUUCACCUAGUCCUCAAUUUCCCCCACUUGUGAUGAACAACAGACAAUCCAGAUAUUUGGACUUGGCAAGAAGACGACGAUGAAUAAUGCAAUAGUAACCUGUGAGCAAGCUCUCCAGGGCACUCUGGCGGCAGGGUGGAAGAAGGAAGGAGACCUUGCAGCUAUCCCUGUGAAAUUUGAAUAUCUGCAUCAAAAAAAGUCAACGAAAUGCUGAUUGGCAGAGAUGAUAUUAGUAAUGACAUUAUUACCCUUGCACAUGUUUGUCAAUGUCUGUUCACAUUUGCACUGAUUGAGGAAAAUCUGUCAGCUCUGUCGACGGGAAGCCAGGGUUACGAUGUCAUUACCAAAAUCAUCUCCGCCCAAAAGCAUUUCGCAUUGACUUUUUCAAUGCAGAUAUUCAAAUUCUACAGACAUAGUUGCAAGCUCUCCUUCGUUUCCCCGCCCUGCCACCACAUUACCCCGGAGAGCUUGCUCGUGGGCUAAGGCAAUAACUGCCCAUUGUAAAACUAGACAAACUAGAUUUCUUUAUCCUUAUCAAAACACGGUUCUUAUUUAUUUUUACAACAUCGAUGCUGGUUUUCACUGUUAUGCAAUCAAAAAUAACAAUAAAAACUGUGCAGACUGUCUUAGAAACCUGCCUGAGCUACUCCACUGUCUUGUGCUUCUUUAUUAUUAUUAUUAUUAUCAUUAUUUUGUGGGUGUAUGGGUUUCCUGUUUAGUGACUUCUAUCUUGCUUCUUCUUUCUUGAGUUUUGUGGCAAGAUGACUACCGCACAGGUUGUCGAAACGUCAGUCACUGUCAACAACAACAGUCCUAUUCAGGACUACAUUCACCCGGAUGAUCAAACUCAACCUUACUUUUGAAUAUUUAUUUAAAACAGUUAACCCUCAGAUGUUUGUCUGUCGCGCCUAGAUUAGCAUUUACUACCUUACAAUAAUUAAGUUUUGUUGUUGUUGUUGAUGUUGGUCACCGGUCGAUAGAUGUCACUCCCCCUGGUCACGCAAAACAGUCGUGACUUUCUGGGAUAUGUGUUCGCGGGGGUAAUAAUCAAUAAUAGUAAUAAUGAAGAAUUUAUUUUUCGUAGUUUCCAUGAUGAGAUGAUCAACUGGGCAUUACAACAAUACAUAGAAUAAAAAUAACUAACUGAUAAAUAAGAAUUACACCAUAUCUUGUGUAUAAUAUCAAAAAAUUUAACUAAGAAUAAAAGCCUUACUAAAAGGUACGUCUUUAAAAGUUUUGCUAAAAAAUAAAUAAGCAUUGCAUAGUUGUGUAUAGGUAUUAAGACUAUUAAGUAAACCUAACUAAAAAUGGAAAGUCUUACUAAAAAGAUGCUAAAAAGAUGCUUCUUUUUUAGGUGGUUGGUUCUUGUUGAGACCAUAGGCAGACGUCCUUUGGGGUUCUUCCGUCACGCAUUCAUUUCUCCCCAACGCGGGGGGAGAAAUGAAUACGUGAACAACGAACCCCAUAGAACGUCUGCUGGGAGGCUAGAUUCAGACUAGACUGCACUGAGUGUAAGUCUGCGCUAGCAUAUGUUAUGUGGGUGUCGUCUGCAUACAUCCUAGGUUGGCAGAACGAUAAACAGUUUGACAAAUCAUUGAUAUAGAUCAAGAAUAGAUGAGGACCUAGGAUAGUUCCCUGAGGGACCCCACAGCCCAAAGAACAGACUUUAAAAAGCGAACCAUUGACGACACAUUUCUGGGUAAGGUUACUUAAUACGACUUAAACCAGUUGUUAGCAGACUCCUGUAUUCCGUACAGACUAAGGUUAGCUAAAGGGACAUCGUGAUCAACGGUAUCAAAAUGCUUUUUUCAAGUCCAGGAAAACCACUGCAUUUACAUUACCACGAUCUGUAUCGAAAGCCCAGCUGUCAGUCGCUUCUAAGAGAGCAGUGACAGUCGAGUGCAACUUGAUUGUUGGUUGUUGGUAAUCUCCUCAUUAGCCAAAAAACUAUACAAUUGUUGGUUAAGAAAAUUUGGUAAUCUAUCCAUCUCAUUGCCAGCCUGAGAAAACUAUACAUUUUUUUGAUCAUUUCCGAAGAUUCCCGAAGAAGUCCGAAGACGUCCGAAGUCCCGAAAGCGAAGUUAUCGAGAAAAGCUUAUCCACAAAACGUUUGUUGAUAACAAUCUAUCCUAAAAUCGGAAAGUUUUGAGAAAAUUUAUGGGUUCAACAUAUUUUUGGUGUGUGUCGUACGACCGAACGCAGACCAGGCGUGAGAAAUUGGCCCGUACUGAGCCGGCGUGGGGUUUUCAACCCGCAGGGGAAGAGUAUAGUGUCAGCGUACGACCGAAGCCCGUCGACUCUGGGAAGGGGAAGAGUCGGGAGUCAGCCCGUCGGGGGAGGAGUAUGUUAUAGCUGAGGUGAGAUUUUGUAUUUGAAGCACCCCGUUCGUUUCGGCGGUAAAUCACAUAGCCAUCCGGACUUUUGGAGAGAACAAAACAAUAAAUGAGUCUUUCUUUCCACUAAAUUAAUGUCUACAUUAACUUGGAUAACAGGGAAAGAGCUAGAGCGAUAAAUAAAUAACAGCGGAGACCAAUUUCGUUGGAAGAAAAACAUGAAAAUUAUAUGGCGGCGGUGAUAAAAUGAGAAACACUAGAGGCUACCAAGGUGUAAAUGGGCGGCAGUGAAAAAACAGAGUGAACAGGAACACAAGUUUCAUCCAUAAAACGUGUAACUAGGAAGUUAAAAGAAGUUUCACGUUUUAGUCGUGCAAAUUGUACAAAAAAGUGUGCUGCACGUGCAAAGUUGUUUUUUUUGCUAAUUAGCUCCAUUGUUGUUGUUUUUUACCGUUCCUCUCGUUGUCUUCACCUUGUCUUUAGUAUUACUCGAUUUUGUAUUUUCUUUGAGGAAACUCGUAAAUAUUAAUAAGAGCUUCGCUUUUAGCCCUGGCUAAAUCUAUAUGUUACACUAUUCUCUUGAACACCUUAUCUAUUACUGAGAUAACAGCUGAGAGUGGCCGAUAAUUAUUAUUAAAUUCACAUCAGUUCGCUCACCUUGGUUAAACAAUGGAGUCACUCUAGCGCAUUUCCAGUCAUCUGGAAAUAUACCAGAACUUAAAGACUUGUUGAAAAUGUUACGUAAAGGGGUCAAGAUCCGCACAUUCCCGAAUCAGUUUGGCAGAAAUAUUAUCGAGAGCUGUUGCUUUGGUUUUAGAUAAUUUAUUUAGGAGAGAAAAAAAACUGCUAACACUAACUGGACUGAAAGUGAACUUGUUGUUGCUGCUAACAAUGUAAUCGGCACAACUUGAACCAUCAGUAACAAGGAGCGCUUACUAUUUGUAUGGAAAACCCGGAAAUCCCGUGGAGAAUUCAAAUGGAACGGUUCAUACCAGUGGAAAUUACCUUUUUCCCGUUUUUACCGAAGCGACCGAAAUUUUCGGUACCAUUUGUUUGGAUUACUAUUGCCAGACAUCAUGUAGAGAGAGAGCGAAAAAUUUACCGACAUUUUGUAAAUGGUACAAGUCAAUCCGGCUCCUGUUUUCGGUACCAAAAAAAUACCAGUUCCAUUUGACGGAAAAUGUUUACCGAAAUUUCCAUACAAACGGUAAGCGCUCAAGGGGCACCUCAUUAGCAAGUUUGGUUCCAAUUGUUGAAAAGUGAUCAUUAAAUGCAUUGGAAAGCUCAUGAUUUUGCAUAAGCAUUGUCUUCAGUUUCAAUUGAGGCCAUUUUAACUCCUAAGAGAAACUGAAGACAAUGCUUAUGCAAAAUAUCGGGGUGACAAGCAAAGAGCAUUAUGGUAUGUUAUGGUAUUUUCUGGAGUGGUCAACUGGUUCUGAGUUGUGUUCUUUCAGAUAGAUAAACGUCGUGAAGACAACGGUGAAAACGGUAAGAGUCUAUGCAUACUUAUUGUCCCUGAUUUUCACUUUUUUUGACGUUAAGUUUCUAAAACUGAGUACCCAAUGGGUUAAUAUGUGUUGGGUUGUGUUUAUAUUGAUUUAUUUAUCGGUGAAAUGAAAAAAAAAAGCGAAGAUGUCUGAGUUCAUUCAUAAGAAAUAACACGGCUAAGGCUUAAUGGCGACUGCUUGUUUUCUACCUACAACAGCGUCGCGUUGAUGUCUCGCAAAGAAAAUGUAAAAUGGCCAAAACCAACCUUAGAGACAUGGACAAAACCAUGUAAGAAUCAUCAACUUGAUGGAGGCAAAUUAAUGGCAGAUAGAUAGAUACAUUUAAACUCCCGUUCAAUCUGUUGCGUUAGCAACGGCGGCAGUUUAUUAGUUGAGGGGCCUGUUACUAUGUCUAUAAUAGCUUUUGCAAGGUAUAAUUUGGAAACGUUUUAAAUGUAAAUGCAAUCUGCCGCUAAAAUCGACUCGAAAAUAAUGCCACAACAACUCCCUUAUGUAAAAAUCACUGAAAUAGUCCAGGUACCAAUAGUCUGCUACACAGCCGUUUUUAGUGUCAUCGCGCUCCUAGCGUACACUCCUAGCGUUGCAUGACAACACUAGGGACGAAGCGAGGGUUUUGCGUUGUAAGAUCAGACCCAAGCAACUGGCAAAUGUAAUCAAAUUUUUCCUUCGAAAUACAAGUCGUUCUUUCUGUAAGGAUGACAUGGCCUGGUUCUUGCGUACAGCCGCUUGUGAUCUGGGUAGCCCCAAGCUCUCAAUGUAGGGCGAGCCGCGACACACGCGCGUCUCCUCUCGCGUGCUUGUCUCGCGUGACUUCUCGUGACUCCCACAAAUGGAGAGCUUGUCCACGUAAGAUUUUAGAAAUUUUGGUUGGUACAUCAAAUGGGACGGACCAUUUCGGUUUGGUCCUACCGGAAUAUUCGGGACCAGAUUUGAAGGUGGUCCAUUUUGACCGGUCUGGUCAUUUCGGUAGGUCAGACGGAAAUGUCCCUUUCCAUUUGACAAAAUUGUUAACCCUAACCCUGACCCUAACAUAACAAUAUUUCGGCUGGCCAUAUCAGCCUUUUUUAGGUUUACAGAUGUUAGUAUAGGUAAUAGCAUGAUUAGUAGUGAUAUUUGGCAUAAAUACCACGAGCGAUAUUUCAAAAUUGUUAAACGUAAUUUCACGAACCGUCAGGCGACUGAAAUUUGAGACAAUUUUAAAAUAUUACGAGUGGUAUUUAUGCUAAAUAUCACGUACAAAUCAUGCUAUUAUUUGUUUAUACUACUACCUGCAAAAGGUUGUAAUUUUCACAUGUAGGUAUUUCAAAUUAAGCUGAAAUACCACUGCUCUAAGCCAAUCAAAUUGCAGAAAUUUCUCAUGUAGUAGUAUAACUGAAUAUAUUAUAGGAAUCACAGUAUUAUAUAGGGCCCGUGGAGAUGGCAAAUUGUUUAAAAGCCACGCCGCCUCCCACGGAUAGAUCUGCUCCGCGUUACCUUAACACCUGUCUUGGCUUUCUUAACGCCGAUUUUUAGCUCAUUGGUUUUAAGAGGUUUCUGCCUUAUUGACGGACAUUGCAUAUCAAACUCACUAGCAAGCAUUUCGGCAGUUUCCACAUUGUGCCAUUCAAGCUUGCGUCGGCCUUGCUUGAUCUCAAACCCAACUUGGUUGUAAUGACGUUCCAGAACUUGCAAACAUUUAUUUAAAUUGUUGCCAAUACAUGGUUUUUUUAUAUAGACCCCGAUUUCCGAGAUCCUGUAGAUCAUGCUUAAGGAAGACCAAGUUAGUGCUCAGUGACACGGAAACAUUGGAGCAUAUGCUUAACUUAUUUCCCGGGGCUUUAUGUGACAAGCAAUAACUUGCUAGAAUUUUUGGCGUUAGGAUAUCAUUUCCAGGAUGUCCAUGAAAAGCUGUUUGAGGCUCGGACAAAAUAGUCACUACAUGUUUUGAUCCAAUGGUAUGGCCAUUUGGAAACCGUUUGUUAUAUUUUGAGAGGUCAUCACAGAUCUCGAGAUUCCAGUCGUAGCGGUCUCGCUCAAAGUACCACGCAUAACUGAGUAUAACGCUGACUGGAGAGAUAAAGCCAUUGUAAAACUCCCUGAAGGCCUUUUCAAAGUUUCUGGUCUUAAAUCUCUUCAGAAUGUGCUCUCUGCUAUUAGUAAAGGUGUCCCGGUAGAUAUAUACCGGAAAAUAGGUCAUAGAAUCAACGACAAAUGGUUACAACAACUUUAUGAUGAAAAUUUCUUAUGAUCUGGAUUUCAUUGUAAUCGAAGUCGCCAUGGCAACGUGAUAACGCCAUUACAUUUUUAUUUAUCUUUGUGUUUCUCUGUACCAGGAGUUUUUCAAGAAAUCGGCGAAAUUCGCGAAUUUCAGCGAACAAAUUGCGAACUUUCGUUUCAGACGAAGAUUCGGCGAAAUUUCGACGCAUCUGUCAGUCUUUUGCUAUUUCCUGCGAAAUUUCGGAAGCUAGGUGAUGAACCGAAACGAAAGUUUGCGGCUUGAACCGAAAUUUCGUUGCGAAACUCCGAAAAAGGUUCACGAAACGAAGUUUCGAGAUUGAAAUAUUCUUAGCUGACCAGGACGCGGUUGUUUAAAGCAGGAUUAGAGCGAAAUUUGACUUCAAUUGUGAACGAUUACAAAGCAGAUUCAUAUGUAUUCUUUUUCCCUGCCAUUUGAUAUUUGGACGCUCUAAAAUCACGAGUCGAAACAAGCAUAAAAAGCGCUGUUGAGCAAAAGAAGCAGGAACUCGGAUUAAGCUACUGACCAUAAACUGUAUUCUAUCUUAGCGACCAUUGUCGCAAAGGGAUCGCUCCAAUAAUUGAACGGUUCCUUCCAAUCAAUCCUUUUUUCACCGAUCCUACCGAUCGUAUCAAUAAUACUGAAACCAGGCCUUACAUGUACAUGCACCAGUACCAACAUGAGCCUCGGUAAACAGAAAAUCUUGUGAAGAAAAUUUGAGGAGGAACGAAACUUGUUAAUUUACGUAUUGUUAUUCGUGUUUUAAUCUUACUAAAUGAACGCCACGUUUACUCGAUAUUCAGUGCUGCCUGAUUAACUUGUUCGCCGAUUGACUUUUAAAAACCGUCAAAAGGGUAAGACUAAUCUGCAGACCGCGGAUCCUGCGGAACCUGCGAAACCGUACGGACCUAAAGAAAUGACUGUUUUAUUACAACUACCUUUGGCUAACGUGAUAAAAUAAUUACAAUAGUUACGAUUAAUUUUUUACAAUGACUGAGCGAUUUCUCGCUCGCUGAUAGUCGAUAACAGCAAAAACGAUUGAAAGCUGUUGUCGAUUUCGGUUUAGUAUCACUGAUAGAGAGCUCUGCUUCCGAAAUAGAAAGUCCUGGAAUCGCGGAUCGACUUCCGGCUUGUUAGUAAACGUCGGAAGGAAACGAGCGGUAUAGAUUUAAACACAGUACAGUGGCAUGAGAGAACGAUGAGGGUAUUAUUGGCGCACGCUGUCACUUCUAUAGUGACCGCUGUACAUCCACCAUACACAGAAUCUUUGCGAUCUCCUCCUUUUCAUUUUCACUAUAAACGUAUUAUUCCAUCUCUUAUCUAAAUACCCUUCAUCCCACUCUUAAAUUUAUACUGGUCAAUCUGCUCAUUCAAAUUUUUCUCCUUUCUCUACAUUAAGGUGUCCCUCAAUGAUGUUAUCGAUCAUUGCCUACAGCCGAUCGAACAUCAGUAUCUUUUACGCUAAUCAUGUCACCCCUAACACACUAAACGAGCUUUUACAUUCAGCCUUGCCCUGAGAAUGCGAUGUAUAUUUUCCUCCAACGAGACGUACAAUCUCGGUCUCCUCAACCAGGGGAUACAACGUGUUCAUACUAUCACACAUACUCACACAAGCGACUCCCCCAGGCGUAUCCCUCUAGUUGACCUAGUUGUCAGAUAUCACCUAGCCAUUUGGUCAAUACCAUCUAUUUUUCACAAGCACAUUUACAUUCUCUCAUCCUCCCCACUUGGUGCCAUUUUGUUUAAAUAUAUACUUCUCCUUACCUUCCUACGUACUAACAAGCCGGAUAUUCGUUAAGUGGACUUCCCGUUCGGAACCAGAGCUCUCGAUUAAAUAAAUGUUAUGGCGUUAUACACCAUUCAAAGUCCUCCAUUUUUCCGCAAGAUCGUCGAGAAAGAGCGCUACAGCCGGCCAUUUUGACCGGUUCUAGCUUGAACUAUGCUUAAAAGGCGGGGGAAGGUUUGGGAACCCAAAGGCCCGCUCUCACGGUACAUUUGAAUCCAACUACAAAAUCGCUGCCAGUGAAGGUGAGCGAUCGAUCUCGACGAUCUUACGGAAAAAAAAGAGGACUGUGAACAGUCUAUCAAUGUUAUAACUGAUCGUAACUAAUUAUUUCAUCUCUUUAACUAACGGGCAGUUGUAAUAAAACAGUCAUUCCUUUUAGGCUCUGUAGGUUCCGCCAGUUCCACAGGUUCCGCGGUUCCGCGGUCUGCAGUUCCACAGAUUAGUCUCACCCCCGUCAAACCCUUCAAAAAAACUAUUGAGAACAUUCUACCCCAAGAACUAUACUUUUCUUACCCGCCUUUUUCAAUUCCAUUCUUAUGGAGCGAUCAUUUGCCAGAUCUACGGCCAACAGAGUCUUGUAACAUUAGCUAGAAUAUCCGCCCAAUCAAAUUCAAUAGAGCGAGCGUGCUUUAUAUUCCCAUUGAGCGCGCUGAUGACGUCAAUAAACUAUACCUCGAGUUCUUGUGAGCUUUUGAUAAUGUCAUAAAAAAAAUAGUUCAGCGUCCGCGUGCGUAUGUCGAGAUAUUGAGCAGGCGGAAAGUUUGGAGAGCACUUAAGAGUACGGUGGCCCAUAUCUGCAAACACAACAAACAGUUCUUGAAACACAACAAGAUACUCCUGGAACACAACAAACACUUUUCCAAACACAACACGGUAUUAUCUAAACACAACAAAAGUUUACCGAAACGCAACACAGUUUUAUUGAAACACAACACAAUUUUCCAAAAACACAACACAAUAUUUGCGCAGCACAAAAAAAGACUUAAUUCUCUUAUUACGUAGUGCAGAAUUUGUUACUAUACAAAGCAUGAACCUGACAUUUAUGCACCAUUAUUGAAAACUCCCGCACUUCUUUGUUAUCCGUGUGACGAUCUGUCGCGUGCGUAUGUCGAGAUAGUAGGGAGCUUAAGCAGCGACGUUUUUGAGGGACGCACGUCAACCGGAAGUGAGGUAUUUUCCCUCUUAACAUGCCUUGAUGAUAUAAAAUUUGUAUUCCUUAGCUUCUUUACUAUUAUAGAGGCGAUUUGACUGAAAAUUUGCGCGAAACCACCGUCAAAAAAUGAAAAAAGGCCACUUCCGGUUGACGUGCGUCGCUCAAAAACGUUGAUGCUUAAGCUCCCUAUUGAGCACUCAAGGGUACGGUGGCCCAUAUCUGCAAACACAACAAGCAGUUCUUGAAACACAACAUGAUAUUCCUGGAACACAACAAACACUUUUCCAAACACAACAUGGUAUUAUCUAAACACAACAAACGUUUAUCAAAACACGUCACAGUUUUACUGAAAGACAAUACAAUAAUACCUUGACUGUGGCUGGCCAUGAUAAGAUCCCUAUAGAGUCUGUUAUCAUAUUUCGGAGACUUUGACAUCCGUUUUUAAUCUAUCAAUAACUCAGGUAUUGCCACUGCUCAAAUGAAAUUGGCUGGUGUGGUUCCUCUAUAUAAGUCUGGCGAUAAAAGUGUGCUUUCUAAUUAUAGACCUCUAUUAGUCUUACCAGUCUUUUCAAAGUUUCUAGCCGGAAAAAGCUUUGUAUAAUCGCUUGAUUCGAUAUCUUGACAAUAAUCAAUAUGGUUUUUUUUACUUUUGUAUAUUUAGAGAUAGCUUGUCGGCUUUGAACCAAUCAGAUAACUUGAGCAUUUCAGAAUUAAUCAAGGUACUGAAAGUAAGAAAGAAUAAGUUGGCAUCAACAACAAAUUUGAGGCGGGUAAGAAAAGUAUAGUUCGGCUGUAGAUUUAGUAUAAAGAACAAUUUCAAUGAUCGAUACCAUCAUCGAGGGACACCUUAAGGUUCAUGUUGUUACUGGUGCAUGUACAUGUAAGGCCUGGUUUCGGUAUCAUUGAUACGAUCGGUAGGAUCGUGGAAAAACGGAUUGAUUGGAAUCAAUCGUUCAAUUAUCGUAGCGAUCCGUUUUGCGACGAAGUCAUAACAUUUAGAGCCAAGUCAAAUUUAGAAGGAUUUGUAUGGAGUCAUCAGAGCAUAACUGGGCUAGUAUGUCAGAGACAAUUUGCCCCACAGUGCUAGUUUUUGGCAAGUAGGCCACUUGGAUGUUUUUCUUUCAGAAUAUCCUGACGAAUCCCAUAAUUUGACAAAUUUAGUUUUCAUGACGUCAUCACUUUAGUACUCUAUUCCCGGAAUAUUUUGGAAUUUUUGCGGCGGCCUGAAGUUACAGGGCAUUACAAAAAAUUCCACCCGCAUAUCUCAGGAAAAAUUUACUGGCUACUGACGGGAAUUUUAAAGGUAUAUGAACAAACUAAUUAUAAGUCAGUUCCAAUUUUUAAUUUUUGAGCCUGCGAUAUAAAUCGGAAAUAACACCUUAGGUGUGAAAAUUGAUACCUCGGAUAUCAAUUUUCCGAAAGCUCAGCUCUCGCUUGAUAGGUCUGUGUAAUUUUUAUUUUGCAAAAUUCUUAAUCAUUUAAGAAAUAAAUUUUUCAACUGGAAGAGUUUAUAGCAGAUCUAAUACCUCAAGCCUUUUUAAAAUUUGUUAACGUUAAUUUCGUCCGUGAAGAGAUGGUUUGGCAAACUGUUUCAGAUCAUAGCCAACUCAUAUCCAAUGCGAACUCGUGGAAGAACUGUUAAUAAUAUGAGUGGAGUGCCUGUAAUCGACUCCUGGUGUCUGUUAACCACCUGGAUAAGCUAAGUGUACUUACCACUACUAUACAAACCUUCAACCUUCAGCCUUUUAGCCAUCUUGCAGCAAAUAUCCGGAUUUUUUAUAGAUUUAAUUAAGACGACGAUGUUGCAGUCCUUUUUUUAAAGUUGCAGCUGUAGGUCAAUUCGUCUCAAUGCCUGUUGUAACACACAUUUAGCAUCAACAAGUGUUUUAUUGGAAACUUGAAGGCCUGGUCAAACGGUUGCAGCAUCAUCCAACCAUAGAUAAUAGAUUGGACUGGUUAUGAAACCCGUCAGACUCCUUUGUUACAUGUUUUUGUGGACCUGGCGGUGCACAACUUUCAAAACCAUUCCUAGCAAUUUAUGCAAUUGCGUAAAGAAGCCUGAAAAAAAUUCAGGACUUCACUGCGACGAUCACUGACUAUCACUGCGUUCACUGCGACGAUCAUUUCUUCAUUUUAAUUUCAUUUCCGCAGUUCAUAUAUGAUUUAUUUCAUAUGUCAUUAACACUCAUUUCUUUCAGGGGAACAUAUGAACCCACAGUUGACCUGCUCCCAACGUCAGUGGCUUCAUAGCUCAGUUGGUAGAGCAUCGCACCCGUAUCGCGAGGUCACGGGUUCAAACCCCGUUGAAGUCCUGAAUUUCUUUCAUGCUUCUUUACGCAAUGGCAUAAAUUGCGUUCACUGCGAGGAUCAUUUCUUCAUUUUCACUCUGAGUAUUUAUCCGGUCCCGGGAAUCGAACCUGUGGACGUGCCUGCUCUGCAAUCAAGCGCUCUUGCGACUGACCUGAACCUCAUAAAUCCUGCUGCGGGAAACGUCUUGAUAUCUUAAAAUUUUUUGUGUUAAUUAGUUCCGAUUAGUUCAUUUAAAUCACGCAGUCAAACGCUUCAAACGCUAAGUGGUGUUCCUGGCUUUGAAUAUUAACUGAAUCAUUUUCCUCUCCAGGGCCAGGUUGCAUAAGACCUUCUUAGAAUAAGAGGGCUCUUAACUUUUUUUCUGGAAUAAUAACCUAUUGUUUUGAAAUAAUAAUUACGAGUUCCCUUAUUCUUACGAAGUUUUCUGCAACUCGACGCUGACCCAGGUUAUUUUGACCAAACACCAAGUGCUUGUGUAAUUUUCACAGCAUUGCAAAUUAAAAUACAAGCUCUUAGUGUAUUUCGAUGCAACGCUCUUUGGUAUUUUAUAAUACCGACGAGGACACGAGAAUUUUUAACAGUCUCCCCUACCAGCAGAGACGCCUUUCCAGGUGGAGGACGGCAACCGGAAAUCAAAGUUGCCCGAUUUUGGGCUAAUUAGCAUAUAUCUCAGCCGUCCAACCUAAGUCGUCUGCACGUCGCGACGGUGAGAAGGGUGACAAUUUUCCACGGGCGUAGAGGGAGGGUGAGUUUUCGUUACUCAAUUAAUUAGUCAGCGGUAGUUUAGCAAAAUGAAGAGGGACUUCCGGUUAAAUGAUCGAGCUUCCUCUAGGGACGCUUCCGGUCGACUUUUUGACCUUAUUUAUGGCCCUUUUUCGCAAUCUGGCGGAAAACCAGACAGGGGCACCCAACGAGAAUAUAGUUCAAAACCACUUAAACAUAGCAUUAUCAAAUGUAUUUUAGUAUUUAAACCGUAGAUAUAGGCAUAUUUUUAUCCCCUAAAAAUUUUUCAUCUGUUCGGAUUUCCUAGCUGAAAGUCUAGUGAUCCGAAAAUUGUAGGGAUCAAAACGUACCUUUUCGAAAAUUUUAGCCAGAAAAUAGGCUCCCGAAAAUUCUAGGUGAACUUUUUAGGGUAAAAAUUAGUUAAAAAUGGGCAAGUAUAACAUUUUUUAUUUGUUCGAAAAACCUAGGAGAGGCAUGCAAGCAAGAAAUUUUACAACAAAUGUUCCGAAAAUUCUAGAUCUCAAAUCGUCUUCCGAACAGAUAUUUCCCCGAAAAUUGUCGUUGGGUGCCCCUGAACCAGACGGGCGAGAUCAAGGUUUUCAAGCGACAAUUAUGAAGUCUUCCGUGGACGAAGUAAGGGAAAAAGGGAUUGCAUUUCUUCAAGGAAAUUUUGAUAAUGUUCGCUUUUCGGAGAAUUACUGUUUUGCAGUCCAUAAAGGAGACGCAGAAAGUCUAACUGAUUUGAUCGACAGAUAUUCUUUGAAUUCGACGUAAAGAUAAUUAUCUUCAUGUUUUCAUAUCCUUCGUAAGCUGUCUCCAUACCAAAUUAUUGUGGUUAUUUGCUUGAAGUGCCAGUGGCUCCUUGAUUGUCUCUUAAUUUGCACAUACAGCUCAGCCCAUUUUUGAACACAACAGAGGAAAUAUCCCCAUUACUUUCUUUGGAGUCCCCUUUACAGUAGAAAGAUCUGAAUUCAGACAUUGCUUUCAUGCAUCGUUGAAGGUAAUAGUAAAUUAAACCCGUCAGUUUCUAUUAUAUUUUGUUUAUCAGCAUUUUUGGAAGUUGGUCAGGAUUAUUUAUUUUUUCUCAUUUUUAUGUAAGGGGCCGACCAUUUAACUAUUGAGGGGGGGGAGGUGAUUUUGAAAAAAUAUUUCCUGCAAGCGCUUGUCAGAAGAAAAAAUUGCAUGCAGCACAAAUGUAAUUGAAAGAAGCUUAUGGGAAAAAAAGGGGAAAAAAUAUCCUGCCCACCAGAUUGCUAAUAAAAAAAUAUUCUUGAUGACCAGAAAUCACCGCCCCGCCCCCUCUCCCCCUCAAGAGUUAAAUGGUUUCCCCUAAGUGAAGAGCGUAAAAUCGCACAGAAAGUUAAGUUCGCUCAUAUUGCUCAUGAUUGACAGUUAAACAUGAAAGUCUCCGGAUCUUUAGAGUGGCCGAGGGUGUUGGAAAAACAAAGUUUGUGGUGUUUUGUUUAGCAAUUUGAUGAAUUGAUUGUUACUGAUUUUAAAGUAGAAACCAAAGGUAAAACAGACAUGAUUUUCCAUCGAUUCAAAUUAUUAUCUACAUCAUCUACAUCUACUUCUACCUAUAUUAAGUCCGUAAAAAUCGCUAAGACAUCACACCAACCAAUAUCUGGUGCUCCAGAAUUUGCCUUAUUUCCCAGUCUCAUCAAAGAACAACAACAAAGCUAACAACAUUUUGACAUCAGCCAAGACUAAAACACUGAUAGGAUUUCGUCUUUGAUGUUCUUUGAUAUGAUUUCUUAUUGCAAGCACUCUCUAGCAGAAGCAAGCCUUUCCAAGAACUAAAACAUUUAAAAGUGCUCCUAAUUUCGAAUUAGCCCCGCCUCCCUUCCCCCUGAUUCGACAAUGUCGAAACCAAAGCGCCGAUUGGUUGACCUGGUUUGCACUAUGCUUCAAUUGCAGGACUCGAGGGGUGGGUCUAAAAAAAUGAUGCUCUGUCGUAUCGGAUAUUUUUUAUUACAAGAGAAUGCGUGACAAAUACAAUGAUUCUAAUAAACUUCAAUAUCAAAAUAGAAUCUACAAACCACUGUUACUGUUAUUUCUUUUCCGGCCCCAUUCAAUCAUCCCCGUCACUUAGAAUCAAUACAAUAUAUAUUCCCAUACAUCAAGUACCUACAAUAGCGUUGAAGGACACCGCUGACAAGUUAAUUGAGUAACGAAAACUAGCUAAAACUCACGCGUCCUUUACGCCCGUGGAAAAUUGUAACCCCGGUGAGAAAGCAGAGUGCGGCAGUGUCUCGAGAACGUGAGUUUUUUCUUCGUGUUUUCGUCUUCAAAACGUCUUUAUUUUAACAGAAUACCGCUUUAAUCUGUUUCUGGAGUGUCUAGUUUACUUCAAAUGUUAAAUCUUUCUCAGUUACUUACUUAAACACUAUUUUAUAAUUGAAUAUGACAGCAGCAAGUGUUACAACUGCAGGAUUAGAAUUCCCAGCGAUAAAACUAGUUAUCACAUUUAAGUAUUCUCUCACCAUCUGAACAUCGACUUUUACCCGUUUUUUCAUUCACGAAGUUUUGUAGUUCAUUUUUUCUGCUUAAGUUGUAGGCCAAAAUGAAAUUACGUGUCAACUGGUUAACAUUUAUUCGACAAAGUAAAGCCCUUACAAGGAGGAACUUGUUUAUUUUUGCGCGCAACGUGGCAAUCCUAUUUAGCUAGAAGGUCUCAUUGAGAAGGGAAGUGCUGCCGUGAGUUGCGAUGCGAAUAGGACAAAGAUCGUAUGUAGAACAGUUGAACAUAUGAAUUAUUUUCUUAAUGUCAGUAACAUAGAAUUAUGAUGUACUCAGAGUAAAAUACAAAAAAUGAACCGAUCACACUGACAAAUAUGCUUACUUUCAGAUACUGACUCGCCAAAGUUUCAACAUGAUUUUGUAAUUCAUUUUAACAACAGCAGUGCUGAUAGACUGUUUCUUCAUCGAACAAUCAUCGUGUACAUGACGAGAAGAGUUGCGAACACAUAACGUAACGGCCAAAACUUGUUUAUUCACAGGUCAGGUAGACGAAGAGUACACGUCGAUCACAACUUACAAUCCUGAUUCCCGAGAUAACAAUCUGUGUGACAAAAAUACUCGCUAUAACUAAUCUUGAAACCUAGCAUAAAAAACCGAAAAAAAAUGUCCCGUACAGUAGUUCUUGAACUGCGCUUAGGCUGUUUAAAAAGACAGCAAACAUCCGAUGUACUACAACUUCUGCACAGAUCUUAAACUCGCAUGAGAACAAAACAAAAUGGCGGGUUGCUCUGAAGAGAAAAACAGGCGCGGCAACUAAGCACUUGCUGAUUGAACGAUGGAACCAUCGAACCAAGAACCAAAAAUCAUCAAAUCGCUCAAGAAGGUCUGCUGCCGGCUGAUUUUCGGCAGCAAUAAUUUGUUCUUAUUUUAAUGAAGAUGGAGUGAACUGAAGGUCACGAUAUUCAGCUUGCUAAAGAAGUUCUAGUAAGUGAGCCCUACCGCUUCAAGCCCAGAACCUUGUAGGCUUGAUUACCAGCCGUAAGAACUGUGAAGCGUGCGAAAAUUUGGCAAUACGUAGAUCGCAAAUAGGCUCAGUGGAGCGACGAACAUUCACUUCUGAGCCACAAAGCGCUCAACUAGGUUUCAUCGUACAAGAGAAUGAAUUUCUCACGUGAUAUGACACCAUCACAAUUAUAAAAGUCGACCAAAUGUAGGCAGAUUUCUCAGGCUAGAAACGGAUUACAGCUUGGUCGUGGGAAAAAAGUGUCCUUAGAGAUCAAUUCCGAAUCUUUCCUCACAACUGCUUCUGGGAUAAUGCCUCUGAAACACUGACGAAAAAUCGGAUUUACUAGUUAAAAGACAUAUAUUCACUAAUUUUCGGGGAGUUUCAUAAUAAUGGUUUUUGUAUGCGCAUAAACUGUAGUUGUUAUUAUAAACACAACGUAUUACUUUCACAUCAAGUCAGUGAGCGCCCUAUAACAUUGUACAUCCGUUGUGAGGCUGAUGCUUAAGUGACCGUCCAAUACAAAACCCUUCACCCUUGUUAUUGUUGUGUCCGGAUACUGAGCCAGCUGUCCGGCUACUUGGGCAACAUAGGAGCUCCGCAAAAAUAUUAAUUUCGCCAUGGAAACAAAGGCAAAAAAGUUAAACUGUCUUUCUUCAUAUUACGGACUAAAUAGAUUUUCUCUGGGCCAAAUUUCAGAGCUCUUGCGACUAACAAUGUCUGAAAUGGAGCAGUAGGUUAUUAUUUGUAAUCCUUUCCUAUCUGAGUGGCUUGUUCUUCCAACUAUUAAAAAUAACAACCUGUUAAAAAAAAAUGGAAAGUUGUAUUAAUUUAUGGGAUCAAAUGGGUCCUAAUUUGCAUCAUAAAUCGUCCUUGUUUGUUCUUGACUGAUACGUGGCUGUGUUCUGCCCAUAAAAAAACGUCGUUUUUCCAUUUUUUGGUUGAAAGAAAAUAAGCAAAAUCGAGGAAAGUACAAUGACCUCGUCCCUUUAAUGAUACAGACCUUGUAAUAUAUCACCUUCUUUACUUUUGUUUCUAUUUAGAGUUCAAAGGUAAAGAAAAAAGCCAUUUAUCAUGCCCCGUCACCGUGUUCUGUGCGUUGGUCUCAUUGCCCUUGAUAUCGUCAGCACCUGUCAACGUUUUCCGGAUGAAGACGAAGAUAUCCGAGCCAUAUCCCAAAAAUGGCAGACCGGAGGAAAUGCUUGCACCAAUGCCACGGUGCUGACUCAGUUAGGGAUGCAGUGUGAGUUCCUUGGUUCCUUGUCAUGCGGAGUUGAAGCUGAAUUUGUCUGCCAUCACCUACGUGACCGUGGUGUGCGUUACAGUAGCUGUGUUCGACAUCCCGACUGUGGUACUCCAACUUCGUGUGUGACGCUCAGUCUCGAGACCGGAAGCCGAACGGUGGUGCACGCAAGGAAUAACCUUCCAGAGCUUUCAGUAUCCGCCAUUGAGAAAAUCGACCUGUCAAACUACGACUGGGUUCAUUUCGAAGGUAGAAGAAAUGAGGAAGAAAUUGUGAAGAUGAUUGAUAUGGUAGAAAAAUGGAAUUCGGCGCUCACGCACGAAAGCAAGAUUAUAGUUUCUGUGGAGUUAGAGAAGCCGCGAAAAACUCUUCUACCAUUGCUAGAUAAAGCUGACGUUGUGUUCAUAAGCAAAGAUUUUGCUCGAUUCUGUGGUUAUUCUUCAGCCUCCGAAGCUGUUAAAUCCCUGCGUAAUAAAAUCAAACCUGGUGCCACCAUGAUUUGUGCUUGGGGAGAAAAAGGUGCAGAUGGUGCUGGUGCCGAUGGUGAUGUCAAACACAGCGAUGCCUACCCCCCUGAGAAAGUCAUUGACACUCUUGGAGCCGGCGAUACAUUCGUUGCUGGCGCUAUAUACAGCCUCAUAAAAGAAUCCUCAGUUAAAGACGCGUUAAUCUUUGCCUGCAGAUUGGCGGGGUUCAAGUGUGGUGUGGCAGGAAAUGAUGGUCUCGUAAAAGCGUUUUAUAAUUACCAGAACAACAACUGUUACAAAGGGUAACCCUAAUCGUUUAAAGUAGUAAGACCAAUAAUAGGGAACUUAAUUAAGCAGAGGCGUUUUCUAGCGACACACCUGAACCGGAAGUGAAAUCAUUUCGUGUCAUAACGUUGCAAAAUAUGAAUUGUCACUUCCGGUUGACGUGCCCAACCCAAAAACGUCUUUGCUUGUGCUUCCUAGUGACGAUAACGCUGCCGCCAGUAAUUAAGGUUUUUGAAAUCUUUUUGAGUUGUUUUAUUAGAGAAGUUUCGACAACUUAGCUGGAUUCCACAUAUUUAGCGUAGGACCAUGCUCCGUACGUAACCAGUGGGAGGAAAUGCGAAAAAAAAAGAUCCUCGAGCGAAGCGAACCGAUCGGGAGCAGAGUCCGAUGAGGGGAAAGGGCGGCUUUUGCCUUUUGGAGCUGGUUCCAGGCUACCAUAUGAUGCAAAAGCCAAUCAAACUCCCAGAUGUUACAAUAAGUCCCUUGGGAGAGCAAAGGUGGCGAAGUGGUAAGAGCAAUUUGGCCUAGUUUCAAAUCCCGGCGUCUACGCUAGCGUCUACGCCAAAUGUGGGUUGAGUUUGUUAUUGGUUCUGUCCAUUACCCCGAGAGUACUCAGGUCUUCCCUUCUCCUCAAAAACCAGCAUUUCCAAAUCCCAAUUCGACCAGGAAUCAGGUAGACGAGAACCACUUUGUGGAUGUGCUACCUCCAAAUCAUAAUUUAUUUAUUUGUUUUAUUUAUAACUCUAUCUGUAAGGCGCCUUAAAUAUUUGAUUGGUUCUCUUUAUGGAACGUCAAUGAUGUCAGCACUUCGUACAAAAGACGUCAAGCACAUAAUUGCUCCUGUAAAGUAGCCGGUCUUAAAAAUUUUCUUCCCAUAUUUUCUGUAAUACCAACGAGGGUUCCAUAAUGGUCAGCUUGAUAUUUCUGGGCUUAAUUUAUUUUGUGUCGUGAAAGUCACCGUUACAUUCUAGAGGAUAAUUAAAGUUAAUGCUAAGACCAACUAGUUGUCUUCUUCGACAUUUUUACUUGUAAGAACUCGUAACAACUCGUGACGAGAGUAGUCUGCCCCACCGAAGCCGUUAUUUGUCACGGUCGUCACGCGACGCUCCUCCCCAAUCAAUAUGCGCUAUUGACCAGGCUUGGUCGGUCACGAUGGCUUGAUAUUUCCCAUUUUUCUGAUUUAUUUAUGCGCUUUUUAUGGACACAGACAACGUCAGCAUAUAUUAUGGAUAAACAAAAUGUUUUUUUGCGGGACAAAGCGGGCGAUCCCGAGCGUUAGCGGGCAAGAUAGACCUGUCUUUGCCACCCAAUCACAGCACAGUAUUCACUCCGCUUGCGGAGCUAGCGAUAUAAUACUCAUUUUUAGCGGUGGAGAUGGCUUUUACUUUUUACUCCUAGCUUUACAUAUGUAUGUAUGUAUGUGUAGCCGAUUUUUUGAAAACCAACCGAACGAAAUCUGCAGCCAUUUGAGUGAAAAGCCUUCAAAAGGCAGGUUUUUAAAGCCCGAUAAGCUCCAAAAUCACACCAACGAAGGCAAAGGAAAGGAAAAAAAGAAAGAGCCAGGAGAAAGAAAGGAGGAGAAGAGAAAAAAACAAUGGUUGCACUCUUGGUUUUUAUAAUGGCUACUUUGGAGAUCGUUUUUGGCCGAAAAUAAACUGUUGGGCGGAAGAGGUCUAUUUGGCAAUAACGUUUUCAAAAAUCUGGCCAGAUGUAUGUAUGUAUGUGUAUUAAUAUUCGAAAAAAUUUGGUGGUAGUGGACGUCGACUAUAUUCGCCCUUUAAUUUCGGCGGAUCUGUAAGUACUAGCGGAAGACUAAUAAUAAAUGCUAGCCCUUCGCCCACUGGUUGGAUCAUCACAAUACUACCAAAAUUAGCAGUGAGCUAAUUAACAAACGAUGAAUGAACGCGGCGUUCGCAAGACACGUAAACCCCUCACGGCUUGUGAAUUUUUGUCGGUCGAAUUGAAGUUGUAAAGGGUUCGAAACCCUAAAUUUUAUUGUAUUUUCAAAGCGCAUUUUUUAAUGCCAGACUGGAGGUGGAUGUGGUUUGUUUCCCUAAAAUAGCGUUGAAAACACAAGAAUUAGUCGCUGGCAUAGAAAGUAAGUAGCAUGAUAAUAAUAUUGCGGCUAACGUUUAACGAUAGUCAAUCCUUUAGUCAUGAACUGGAUUGACGUUCGAUUAAUGUUCAUCUCAUAAAAAGUAGUUCUCGUAAAACUGUCCCUAAAAGUAAAUUAGAAUUCCCAUUGCUGCAUUAAUUUUUCGAAUAUUUUGAACAUAUUAUAAAAUUUUAAAAAAUUCAAAUCCUUUUGUGAGGUGUUUUUCGCCAUUUCCUGAAUAUACAAUGUGAAACUGAUACCGCGCGCGUCUUUUGUUUGUCUACUUGUUUUAAUAUAUUCAGUUUAGUUUUUGGUUUGAAAACCAUUGAGAAAAAUCGCAAGUUAAGUUUUGUAUUAAUAAUUUUACACAACUCAAAAACAAACUAAGAUCAUUGAUGCCAUCAUGGAUCUUAAUUGUCUUAUAGCAUUUUUUUUUUAAAGCAUGUUACUUCGGAGUAAAUAUUUUCUGUAAAUAUGCGUCACUACUUGUCUGCGACUUGCGGAAAAGGAACAGAGGAACAUCUUUGCGGAGGUCUCCAACGCAUUUUUUUUUUAAAUAUGAGCCAUUUAUUAAGUGCGUCUGGAUUAAGUUUAGACCGCAAAUAUACGGAGAUAGUAGUGUCAACGUCUGAACUUGAACUUUGUGUCAUAACACAAAGAAAUUACUGUAACUCUGAUUUCAGAUAGAAAUUGAUAAAUAAUAUUUUUAGUUACAAAGAAUGUUGGCCUGGCUUUCGGGAAAGGACAAUUUUGUUAUAGUCCGCAGUUUGUGGAAUAAAAUUUCCAAAACUUUCCCCUGCUUUAAUAUUACAUCUAUAGUUUAUAAAAAGAUUAAUCACAUCGGCUUUGACUGUUCACUAGAUUUUAGUAAUAAAUUUCAUAACAGCUGCAAACGGUAUUAAGGCCGGGGCACAAUAUGCUGAACCGUUUGUACCAGCGAUAAAUAAAAAAACUGCAAUGUUAAAACUUAUACUUAAAACGGUAAAAAAAAGUUUUGCUAAAAGGUUAAGGUAGAGUAAAGCGGGAAACAAAAACGUGCAAAUUGUUUUGCAACACUAAACUGAUCGCUGCAAAAGUGACAAGUUGAAUUUUAAGUACCCACCAAUUACAACUGUGUCGGAACAAGAGAGAACAAAUCAUGUUAUUUUGUGUGGUAAAAUGAGAAACAAAGCUUUUCAACCGGCUCCCUUUGCAGCAAUUUUGCAAAACAAGUUGUACCAUGUUCGUUUGCCCUUUUUACUGUAGCUUUAGCUCACAAAGCGACUGCGUGUAGCAGCCAGACUGACAGACAAUUCCGCCAUUAAGUAAGGCAGCCUGUGCUAGUUUCAUGUUACAGAUGAACCUGUGCAAAAUGUUUUUUUUUUCUAUUCUCAGGUGUGCGUUUUAGAUCUUAUUCCUAAACCAUUCUGAAUGUUCAAUUGUGAGUAGGCUGUUUCUUCAAUACAACUGUUGUCGAACGACGUAAAAAGAACUGCGAGCGCCAUGAAUUAAGACAAAAAAACGGGAAAAUGAUGGAGGAAAAAGUUCGCUGCAGUGCAACGAAUAGUCCUCGCUAGUAUGCAGUCUACACUGACAAACAAUGAGUUUGUUGAGUGUGUCGAUUAAAGACCAAGAAACUUUAAGAAUAUCUCAGUCUCAUAGUCAGAUUGUGAUCACAUGACUUCAUGCAAAUCAUGAUAAUUUCCAUAAAGGAUGAAAACCGCGUGAAAACUCUUUUUUCGUUUCGUUUGUUUAGAUCGUUAAACACCUGCUAAAUUUGGUGACGAAGAUAUGAUAUAUACAUACAUCACAACUAACGUCCAGCCAUCUUUUUGGCCCGUGAUAUGAAAUAAAAAAUUCUACCAAAAGAGAAAAGCAAAAAAAGCGGGAAAAUGUGCAAUGUACACAAGAUCCAAGAAUAUUUACCCUUCUUACUAAUGCCAGUUUAUACCGGCGACUGGUAAUCGGCUCCUGCCCUUGUAAAGAAUUUUUCGGAUCAAUAACCUCAUUUUGCAAAAAAAAAAAAAAAAAAAAAAAAUUCAAAUAAAUAAAAUAAAAAUGGAAUAAAAUUGUCGAUUUUAAGAUAACCAGUGCUAUCAAACUGGAGUCAUUGACUAGCAGACUCUAAUGGAAGAGAGAAAAAGAAUUAACGAAUGGUAAUUAAUCGUUUUUGAAAUUAACCAAGAACUUUUGUUCGCUUUUUCUAAUUACUCUUGUUUACUUUUCAAUAUAAACCCUGUGGAGACUGACAAUUUGUCUAAAUAAUUGCAUUCACGCAGGGGUGGCUGGCAGGUCGAAAGGAGUGACUCGUCUUUGUGUAUUUAAUGGUGCUCCGGUGGUGUUCUUCAAGCUCAUUAUGAGUGAGAAGUUAAAUCAGUUUUCAACCGUUUUAGGGACAAGUUUGUUUGAAGUUCAUAGCUGGUUUAAAGAAUAAGACGCAGGCAAUUCUUUUUCUCUCUCUACCGACCGAAAGGGAGCCCUUAACUCACUUCUAAUUCAAAAUAUAAAGUCAUGAUUCUAUUUGACACACGUUGACCUUGCUUUCAUUGUUGUGGCUUAGAUUCUGAAAGCUAUAAACUCAACGACGCAUAUCAAACGGUCAUUCAAUCACUGAGCUAAACGAGCAAUCAAAGAGUCUUUCCGAUCGAUCACUCAAGCUUGUCCUUCAGCUCAGCCGGAGCGUGGGAACCUAUCCAAAUUUUGUACUGUCUCGGUUUAGGCCUUUAUUCAACUCUUAGUUUAACCUGGAGCCUACUCGCGGGUCUACUUUUCAAUUUGUUUUGCCUAAUCUCGGUGUUGAUAAGUUUCUUGUAUGUCGGUUUGGACCCAAAGCACGCGUAACGCCGUGGUUGGGCUCGGACUAUUAACGGUAAGUUUUUUCCUGCAUUCUGAUAGAGUACUCUAACAAUUGAAUUCAGUCUGAGUAAUGAAUAAGAACAUAUUCUCUCGUGGAACAUACCAAUGGCUAUCAAGAAAUAAAAGUCGGUUGCCUUUACUGAACCGAUUAAUCAUUAUAUUUUUUGUUUCAAUCCAAUUUUCAGUAUUCUGAUGUCUUGUGUCUAUGAAGGCGCGAGUUUGGCUCUUCGCCUGGCUCUCGUAGGGCUGAGUUUUCCAUUUAACCUACAAAAAAUACCACGGCAUCAUAGUAAAUUUGGAGGAAAAAAACCUUACAAAGAGCUUUUUUUAUCUGACUCAAAAUCUUCUGGAGUAUAAGUUAUAAAAUUUAGUAAAGACACCGGAUUGUGAGUUAAACAAAUCAGUAUAUUUUAAGCACCUCGUUCAGAACCUCACCCCUAAAACCUGAACGAGAACCACUUGAUUAACGAGAACCACAUGGUUUUUGUAAGCAGAAGUACUGGAAUUCUAGCUGCUCUGAAAUCCACCAACGAUUUAGGGUUAAUCAGUUGUUCGUCAGGACAUUCAGGAGUCGUGCCUAUACAUGAACUGAAAUGACACAUAAUGAGGCAUCAACUGAGGCAUCAACGAAAGCCGAACCUAAUUCGAAUUAAGGCCGACCCAAAUUAUUUAGUGGCUUGAUUCAGACGCCGAUCUUAAUUAACGAACUAAAUUCUGCGAAAAAUGUGCAUUUCGGUUUUAAUUUCUGCAUUUGGUUCGGUGACAUGAAAAGUUCGGCGUCUGAAACAAAUUCCAAAAAAUGGAGUCGAAAAGAAUAGUUAUGGCUAAUUGAUUCAGACGCCGAAGUUUUAAUUCAAUUAAACAUGAAAAACGACGUAACAUUAGCGAUUUUAAAUAGCAUGAGCAGAAAAAUUAAAUUCAUAAUGUCAUUGAAUAAAAUAAAAGUAAAUUUUCACUGUCAUAUUGCGACUUGAGUAUCACUGAUAUAUUCACUCAAUCUUUCCGUUCGGGUCGAAUCAACGAAAAUUAUACUGAAAUAAAAAUUCGAAAGUUUAGAGAACUUUCUCUGCUUUUUACCAGUGGAAAAGCUUGAUCAAAUGAACCAGAAAAGUCCAAACCGCGAUACCAUUUUCAAAGGCCUGAAAUUUUAUCAGUUAUUUUAAUAAUACCCAAAAAGUUAAAUAUCUUAAUUCUAUAAUUAAUACUGUGAAUUCUACUUUUUAUGUUUAUGAAUUCUGUUAUUGUUUAUGCUGUUAUAUCAUGUUAUGAAAUAAUGAUUAAAUUACUUUUUAAGCAGUGCCAGAAAAUGUGCGGAAAAUAAAAUUAUCAGUUUACCAGUAAAAUAUUGAUAUUUUUCAAGCAAACAAUCGAAUUUUCCAGUUUCUUUUCACGACAAUAGUCAAACUGGCUAUAGAUGUCAUUGUACUGAAUGAUUUUAAUUUUUUAACUUUCAUAUCAGCUUAUGUAACAAAAAACUGAUCGCGCCAUUCGUUCUUCCGAGUAAACAAAAACUAAUAUUAACCGAAAAACAAGACCAAAAUAGAAAAAUAUGUAUGAAUAGCAAAUUUUGAUUGUAAGCCUGUGAAAGCCAAUGAAAUCAAAUAUUUAUAACUUUUUUUGCGGAUUGGAGUCAAAGUAAUUUAAACUAUUAAAUUUAGCUUGUUUUCGUGAGAUACUCUCGCUUAGGUUUUCAUCAGUCUUCGGGAGGUUUGAUGGUUUAAAAACUCUUUUUGUAUCCUUGGAUAUAUUCGGAUAUUUAUUUACUAAAUCUUUUGGUUAAUGCUUAUGAUCUUUAUUUUGUCUCGGUUGGGCGAAAUCGCACCACGCUGAGUGGAUUUUUCCUGCGAGGCUCGAGGCAGUCGCUGGUUAAUAUAUUCAAUUCUUAAUUUCUUAUCUUUGUUCUCGUUUUGUCAAGAGAUCGCCCUGAUAGUCAGUUUGCUUUAAUUUUUCGAGUCAAGUUUAAACCUCUCUUCGUCUAGCACAAGCUUCGUAGAUGUUAAACAGGUAAUAUCAAAAUAAAAUUAUUUCAUUCAAAAACUGAAUGAUUUCUUAGCAGACAGUCAGAAAGAUCGGUUCUUACCAGGAGUUGUAUGCAUGCGCUUCCCAUUAAUACACACUCGCCAUUUUGGACUUGAAAUCUUAAUCUUCAAACUCAUUGUUGAUUCAUUUUUCCAACAGAUUUUGACGUCUAACAUCAAAAUUCAAGACAUCGAGGUAAGAAACUGCGUGUUCUUUCGUUUCAUAAAGUGUUUUCGGUGUAUAGAAUCUCCCCUCCAUAACAUACAAAUCAGUUCAAGUGUUGAGACCGCGGUUAACUCGAUGGUGGAGCUUUACUAAGAAAAGUUUCUCUGUGUAUUCAUUUUCCUUUGAAACAUUGCCAUGUUCCAAGCACUGAUCUCGUAUAAACUGUUUGUGAUCUGAAAAUCAUUUUACAUUCAUUUUGAAUUAUCCUUGAACGAGGUUGCAUAGCUUUUAAAUUAAUCCUGUUUUGAAGUUGACCUGCAGGUUUUUGGAUCCAGACUGUAACAGUAUAGAAAAAACUGCGCAGAAUUCGCAGUUGAUCAGCGAUUAAGUAUAUCUGAUGAGUACAGACAAAUAUUAAAUAGCCUUAUGUUUCCCACGGCGGUGUUCUAUAUUUUCCAAUCUUCUAUGAUAUCGGAUAGCAAAGAUUUUAAUUCCGCCUGACAUUUAUUGGGAAAUGACAGGAAGAUUUUCAUUUACGCAUUAGAAAAUUCGCGUAGCAAACACUGGCACCAGUGAAAACAUUACACGCCAUGACUUAACCUUAACGUCUCCAGGCGGAAAAUAUUAAGUAAAGUAUAAGUGUUUUGGGUUUAGCUUCCUGCCUUAAAGCGUUUAUUUUACCCCAUAUCGGGAUAAUCUCUAUGCCUUCAGGUAGAUGAUUUCGGAUACUUUAUACAAAUUUGAUUAGGUAUAUGAAACAAUAGGAUAACAGAGGUGAUAGGUUCGAACCUUCAGAUGGAUCUGUUCUCUCGCUCAUAAAAAGAAUACAAGGCAUUUCUCUAAAAUAGCAAAUUUGAGAAAAUGACGCCAAACCGAAAUCAGGAACAAAAAAACUGAUUUUAUUUUAUUGGGUUUGUCCUUUCGAGAAAUAGCUGGGAAGAGACUGUAUAUGACUUAAAUACUUUCAAACCGGUGGCCGAUCCAGGGGAGAGGUCCGGUUCCUUCGCCCCCCCCCCCCCUGGAAGGGACGAAAAAAAAUUUUUUGAGACCGCCCCCUGCCCCAUCCGAAAGUUUGGAUCCGCCAAUGCAAACUUUGACUGAAAGUGUCUAUUUACUGAGAAACGUUAAAUCAUUCAUUUUUGGCAGACAAACCAAUAUUUUUAUCUGAUCGAUUUUUUCUAAAACAGCAAAAGUAAACCCUCCGUGAUUCAUGAGGCCACGCACCUUUUUCUUUAAAGUCCCUAAAGAAAAAAUUAUAAAAAGAAAAAUGUGAAAUUUUUAAGUUAUAUGUUAUCUGAUUGACAUUUCAAAGGAAUCUUCAAAACCAGUCACCUUUGCUCAUAUUAUGUAUGAAAGGAUCUUUCUUCAGACAUAAACAUAUCGAUAUUAUGGAUUGUUCCAGCAUUAAUGUAUGACUGCUACGACGUCUGCACGUAGACUAUGACCGACGAGAAAACUCGACCUGGGCAUGGAGUAAAACUGUUGUAUGUUCAAGAAACACAUGAAUCAUGUACUUACCGUGUGGCACGAAAUUUUUGCGGGUUCUAAUUUUUGAGAUUUUUCCAGCGAUCCGCAAAAAUAAGUUCCCGCAAAUAAAAACUAUCGCAAACAUUUUUUCCGCAAAUAUUUACUCCAGAGUAAAUAUUAAAUUCGCUGCACAAAAUACAAUACUAAAACAUCGUGUUUGUUCAAUUACAACGCGUGCGUCUUUCAUUAAGAAACACAACAGUAUACAAUGAACUACUGGUUUAAUCAUACUUAGGGUACGCAUACCGUAGUAUUGUUUGAAAAUAUGUAUUUCUAUAUUGCACCCACUUUAUAACAAAAACGAAAAUAUAAUCAAUGCUGGGUACUUGGUACUUUCUGAAAAUCGCAAAAGUUAAUUCCCAGCAAGAAAAUUCAGUCUGUCCUAAUGGCAAAACUUAGUUCCCGCAAACUUGACACAAAAUUCGCCAAUCCGCAAAAUAAACUCCCGCAAAAAUUUCGUGCCACACGGUACUUUUCUUUUCUGUCACGACCGACCAAAAAAUUAGUUCGUUACAGAACGAAAAUAUCUCAGUAAAGAUGAAAUGCUGAAAAUGUGACAUUACGUCGGUGUUAGCUCCGAGAUCAGAGUACAAGGAGGAAACUUUCCACUAUCUGAGAGCGAGAGAGAAUAAGCUUGGAACGGGCUACGCCGGUGGGCAAACGGGAUAUGGGAGAGAAAGAUUAUGUGACGAGUAUAAGGUGGCCAAUCAUAUGACAUGACGGUACAAAGGACCACCAGCGCAUAACGAAUGACCCUUUCAUUCACGAAGAGGUUUCACAAGUCUGGUCUCGUUUUACACGAUUACAUCUUCACAGAUUCAAAAGUUAGAACUUCAUUACGUUACAUUUAAUCCAGUGAAUUGAUUUUUGAAAUUGUAGCCUUCUCUGUUACAAUUGCAUGUAAACCAACAACCUUUUCAUUUGUGUUCCAAAAACAAUUUUCCUGUUACUUGAACCUAAUUCACUCGAUGUAAUCCACAUACAUUGAACUUUAAAAUGUUAAGAUUUUAUUUAUGUACAAGAAUAUAAUUCAAUAUGUCAAAUAUAGUUCUGCUUUUUCAUUAUCCUCUGCACUUUAGUCGGCGUUAAUUUGGAACCACUACAACGUAUAUUGUCAAGUGAGGGUUAUCAUGUUAUGUUGGUAGGGCCGGGCUGCCCUUACAUUGUUCGGCUGCAUAUAGGGAAAAGGUGAACGUGACUGUUGGUCACAUUUCUAGGUGCAAGGUUUGACAGCUAUCAAAGCCUUCUUCACAUGUACUUCAUAUGGUCUAGGAUAAAAUCUCUAAAAUGGCCGCCCGUGAACUUAAGAGCGAUGUAGUUUUUAGGCUACGAGUAGUCCCCCAUUUUUCCUCAGGGAUAGUAGAGCGAGCGAAACGCGAGCGGGCGUGAAAAUUGUCGCCUUUUCUUGCGUGGGGUGAUCUUCACCCGCGCUCGCGUUUCGCUCGCUCUACUAUCCCUGAGGAAAAAUGGGGGACUACUCGUAGUCUAUGUAGUUUUCGUGCCUUUAUAUUUUCGACCCGGCUUAAAUUUUGUAUAGCCUGAUUUUCUGCUAGAGGAUCCCUCAAGACGUCCUCAAGCAACCUGACAACUUCCAAGCUCUAUGUUUGGCGUCCCUAAGAUCAUCAUCUAGUCAUAAGUUAAGUUCAAGUAAGUUCACGGUUAUAUCUUACCAGCGUGCGACUGAAGACAAGGUCAGAAAUCAAAACCACAGGAAUUUAAAGAAUAAAGCAAGUUUUUCUAAUAACUUGAAGAACCCGCCCACAUCCGGAGGCCGGGCGUGGUGCACGGUGUGGUCUCCUGGAGGUUUAAAAAGAAAUUGACCUCUGCCGGGAUUUAAUAACUUUUUGUUACUGUUCUGUGCGGUUUGCAAACAUAAUUGGACUGUUCUCUCUCAUCCUGACCUCUUCAGUAAAAGAUUUAUCUUCCUUAUAAAGCUUCAAGAUAUAGAAAACUGUAAAGAUAGACCUAACAAGAUUUAUUUCCACCGAACGAUGUCAAUUUGUUGUAACAGUCGUUCGUUCCCAACGCGCGCGCAUGAGGCACGAGAAAGCGUGGGGCGCCGAUGAGAAAGAGCUUAAAACAAAAACAACGCCGAAACAAGCAAGAACAAAACAGAUUCGCUUUCAAACGCCAUGCUUACACGCGAUUCACACGCUUCGGAAGGAACGGAAAGCUCGUUAUUACGCAGAUAUACAUAUUCUCUUGCAAAAAAUUCGUUCUUCCAAACGAUUAUAAUCUCUUACACGACCAACCUGGGAACAGAAGAAACUUUUAGUCCCGUGAAACGUUCGAGUGGAGAUAAUUAUAAGAGGGAGGUGUAUUCCAAGGCUAAAGCAAAAAACAUUAAACGGUAAAAUAGAAGCUCAAAGAAUGUUUACCAACAACAUCAGAACAGCAACUGAUAACUGGCAACGUUUUUAAAACAGUGGUUUAACCCUUUAAGUCCCAAUGGUGUCCAACAUCAAUUUUCUCCUAACCAUAUCCAUUGAUUGUCAAGAGAUUUUUUCCUUUCUUGUCACCUAAGAGAAAAGCUGUCCCAUUGUUUCAAAAUUUAAUCAGUUUGGAGAAUUUGUAUGUGGAUAUUGGGCUUAAAAAACCGACUGAAAAUUUUCCUUUUUGUCGUUUUCCCAUUCCUUGCUUCGGGGAGCUUGGGCCAAAAACCUAGGACAAUUCGUUUUGAUGACAUUAGUAUAGUUUAGUUCUUAUUGCUGAUAGUUUUACGGGCAAAGUUUUCUCAGGAAACGUCAGGUCAACCGCGUUUAUCUAAGAUUUUGAAAGUUUUUUAGACUAAUUUUGACUUCUUGACUUAAGUUAAGGUUAUCUUUAUUUCUCCAGUGACCUCUUCAGUUCUGACGUAAAAAGCUCAAAAAUAGGAGCCAGGAGUUUUUAGACGAGACUGUAUUUGCUGAUGAAAAAUAUUUACUGUGAACACAUGCAGUCUCUGUUGUGUUGUGACACGAUGACAAAAACUCGCUUCAUCAUUUAUAGCGCCUAAAGAGAAAAUGCCCUUAGGUCGAUAUUUGAAGACCCGCUUUCCUAAAAUAGCGACAAUCGUCUCCGAGAACGAUAAGGUUUGGGCAGUUAUGCAUCAAGUGAUCAAGUGACAACUCUUGAUGGCUCCUUCUGCUUGAAAGUUAAAUUAAACAAAGUUUGAGACUUUCUAAUUUUUGAUUCUACGGACGAAAUCCUGUAACCAUUCAAACAAGACCUCUUCCGUAGCCCUUGAAAUGGUGAUAUUUUGUUGUUCAUAUUUUGAAAUUUAAAGUUAAGAUUUUUCAAGAACGUUUUCCAUGUGCUUUCCAGAGGGGCUAUUAAAAAUUUGGUGUGAUUUUUAUGAUAAUUGUUCUUCAGACCGAAACAAUGGAUCUUGUCAGAUUCAAUUGCUUUUGGCGUUUCCGGUGUUUUUCAACACAAGAAUUUGCACUUCUGCAGAUGCCAUUAUUUCUGCCGUGAAAUCGUUUAGAGGCGCUUGGAAAAAAGAUUUGUUUUCUAGCGUCGUGUUUGUUUACCACGCGAGAGAACGCAUAUUAAGUAAAAUCUCGCAUAGAAACCACGCGUACGCGCGAACGCUCGAUUGAUAUGGUGUAAGGUCAUCAAUUUACUUGUCAACUCAAAAACGCAACUCGCAAUUUGAUUGGCUAAUGUAUGACCCUGUUGUUGGGCAAUUGUUUUUUCAGGAGUUUCCUUUCUGGUCACUUUAGCGUAUGUCCAUUUCGGUUGUAAACGUCCGAUUACAGUCUUCUUUGUCUCGCGUGUUGUUUUCACAAACAUGUGUAAAAGGUCCGUGGAUCCUUACUAGAGACCACUAUCGUAUAAGAAGGAAAUUUCACUUGGAUCUAUCGUCUUUAAUGUGGUCUUCUUAUUAAUAGGUUCUACGGUGUCAUGUUCAUCGUGUGGUUGUGCUGCUUUUUCACUCUGUUUCAACGAGGUAAGUUUUCAGCGUUUUCUUCCGUAAUUAUCACGCGACUGCCGAAAGAUCGCGGCUUAAAAUCAGCAAGCUUUUGUGUUUUUAAAUUCCCCAAAUACAUUAAACCGGUGCGAUUUCUAGUCGCAAUAUACAUGGACCGUUCCAUAUUAAUUCAUCAUCGCUGGAUGAAACCAACCACUACCCUAAGUUUUGUGCUACAAUAUCACUUAAUCUAAAAUAAUGUACUUAGUUUUGUUCACAAUUAUAACAAGCUCAUUUGUGGAUUUUACUGCAGUCGAAUGGAACUGUCCUUCAUCCACAGAUUUCUCAGAUCAAUGUAAGUCUUCUCCAGGCAUUGGAGAUCGACGCGUUCGUUUAUCGCGGGAUCGAAUCUUAGGUCGAGUUAUCGUCGAUCAUAAUUCUCCUGAUGGAUUUGGCUGGGUUUAUUAUAGCGCUAUAAAUGCUCGCUUCUUUGAAAGCGCUAGCGCAAAUUUGAAUGUUUGGUGGGUGAUUUUGCCUGCUGAGGAUUAUGGCGUCAUAAUUUAUGACUCGACCUUCCACUACACUGCACGGUACAGCUGAGUAACUAAAGCAUGGACAGAAGAUGUGUAUUUCAACACGUGAGAGCUAGAGAGCUUCAAAAUUCUUCAGCUUACGAUCGUAUCGGUUAAGCAAUAGAGCAAUAAUUAUAUAUUGCCUAGGGCAAUUCAUUCGAUUAAGCUUAGAACUUCUUCCAAUCGAUUGUUAAAAUUCGUCCCUAGAACUCGAACACUAUAUAAAUUCGCCUAUUUCCGCCCGUGUUUAUUUCAGGUUUGGCACAGGGAUCUUCAACGAAUCCCGAUCCAGGUGGUGGAAAAAACCCACCUUUGGAAGUCAACGUGAAGCUAGGAUCAGAUGUGAUUUUACUAUGUGAUGCUGUAAAGGAUGACCAAGUGUCUCAGCUUCUAGAAUGGCGAAAGAACGGCUCGAAAAGCCCAAUCUUCAUCAAGUUUAUGAACUUCAAACCUCACAUCGACUCGCGUUAUUCCCGACGCUUGCAUAUGAUCAACAAUUCGGCUAUUUUGCUUUCUAGCGCGAAGAAAAGUGAUGCAGGAAUCUAUCGCUGCCGAACAAUGCAGUCGGGUGGCGAUAGCACGAUUAUGAAUCAAGGAAGAUGGAUUGUUUUAAAAGUUAUUGGUAAGUUUUAAUUAUUUGCUGUUUUUGUAUAAUUGUAAACCGAGUAGAGAGUACGUAGUCCGAUAUAUACACUUGUCGAGAGCGAAAAAUCGUUUUUUUUUUUAAGAAGUUAGUUUACCAAUUAAUGGAGUGGUUUUGUCGAUUUAUUACGAGUGAAUUAUGGGGCUGACCUAACUGUAAUUAAUAGUACCUGAAAAUAAGAAUUUAUCAAAUUUUUCCGGGGGUAAAAUUCCCUAUUUUUCCAAAUCUAGCCUAUUUAAAAACAGAAGCUAAUGGAUAGACACGUCUCGAUCGAAAAGCUAAUAAAAUGUAGCGAGAUGAUCGUUCGUUCGUUCGACUCUAAGAAGCGUUUAUGCAAGUCACGUAUCGAUGGUUUUGACCUGCUGUGAUAGUGUGUAGGCCGGACAAGAGAAAUAUUUAUACCCUUUGUGUAUCAUCUUAUUGGCCAUUAUAUGACAUUAGUUUCACUGUAUAUUUCUGGCGGUAACGUCAUAUCACUUGCACGAUGGGGUCUCUGCAUUUAAAUAGAUUCCAAAAUCAAUCUGAUAUCUUUCUUCUCAGUAGAAAAACUAAAAAUAAUCAAGGUAAUAAUUUGAAAAUUUUCAAACCGCUUCUCCUCCUCCUCAACCGAAUCAUAGCAUUUGAUACACCCAGUGUCUCGUGUUUAUUCAUGUAGUCUAUAUUGUGAAUAUAUUAAAAUGCGGUUUAAAUUCCUGAGCGAAUUAAAAAACGCGUUUUCGGGAAAGAAAAAUACAGUCCUCCCCCACGAAAAAAACAUUGCAUCAAUGUUUAUUCGAUUAAGCAAAAAUUAUUAAACAAAUCUGCUUCACCUGUUAUAGGUUACAAAACCUGUCAUAUAUUUAUCAGUCAUUUGAUCUCCUUCAGUCCCCUUUAUGAAAGACGGUCACUUUACCACUAAACAUAUGCAUUUAACAAACUGUUAAACUAUAAUGUUCCUAAGGUUUCCUGCCUCAUUCUACUCAAAGGGGCUGAGUGUUUGUGUCAGAAGUAGGACAGGGUAUAUUUUUCCGGUUUGCAUCGUCUUCGUCAUGCAAAAAACUAUAUUUUAGUGUACCCAUGUGAUGUGGUUAUGAUCUCCAUACUUUCAGCACGGAAAACCCGUGGAAUGAACGGAAACCAAUGAUAUGUCGGACAGCAAGCUUCCAAAAUAUCUUUUUAUGUCAUGUAACAUCAAAAUUUUAACAACAAUUCAAAACUCUUUAUUACGAGGUCAGUUGGAAGUUAUCUUCGUUUACGGGCGGCAAAACCUCUUCCGAGCUUUGCGACUUUGCAUUUUGUAUGCGCAAACCGCUAUCUUAAUCCCUUGUAAUUGAAAUAUGCAUUGUGGUGUGGAAGCCCCAAGUCACUGCAAUAUAUUAAGGGCUUAAUUACUAUUAUUCCGACAAAGAGUGGUAUCAAACCUAAGCUCUGACUUAAGUCUAUGCUGGUUUCCCAAAGUGUCGAAAAAUUUCUUUAAGUAAGUUGAAUUCGAGCUUGGUGCUUUUACCUUUUUGAGCGAGUCUCUCGUGGUUUUUUCUCGUACAUUAUCUUAGGAAUACGAAAAAGCAUUAUUGGCUUUCUUUUGUUCCAGUUUUCACACCUUCUUUGUGUUGAACAAGAAUGCACAAACUGGAUAACGAAGUCGAGCAUUGAGCCGUUUUUCGACCGUCCUUCGAAGACGACACUUUCCUCUUAAAAAGUUCUUUGUGAUACGAUUUUGAAGUUCACCGGGCAUGUGCAUUGUGCAUAUCAAGACUGGCUUUUAAUGCUCAAAACCCUUAAGCUGUUUUAUUCGAAAGUAUUUGAAAAAAGUUACAACAAUAAAACAGCAAACAAGCGUGGUGGCCGUUUUUGUCAAAACUGUACUUUGGGUACUGAAUAACAAGACCGCUUUGAAUCCUUUAUUUGGCCUGAUGCUAAUCUAGUUAACAACUCAAAAAAGCGAAAUCGGUGAACAAGGAUUCCGUUUGAGCCUCUGACAUUUGUCGUGAAAAAUUGCAGUUAACCACAUAAAACAACCCGCAAGUUAUUUUACAGCUCGGCGUCCAGUAAAAGUUUUCCGCUGCGAGCAAACACGUUCCUGAUUUAAUAUCCUCUGUUUAAAAAGGUUUUACUUCAUGUUUGCUAAAGCCCCGCUGUUUUGACAGUUUGUCUUUGUGUCACCGAUGUUUUCGUUUCUCUUACAACUCCAAGCUACGAAGCGCUUUUGAAAUUCAUUUUUACCCAACUAGUUUUUCUUUUCUUGACUGUUCUUUUGUUCGACAUAACGCCGAUAUACAAAACUUAACCUUAAAAACUGUACCGCACAAUCUAGUUUCAACAACAGCGGUUAAUAACUACAAACCUCAGGAAAUCACAAAAUUCACUUUCAAGAUGCAAUAACGUUUGUGUUUGUUCAAACAAAAAACAAACCGAGCGACAUUUUGUUUCAUAAAGAAAGUACACGAAAGUGAGGUUACCAUGGCAACAUAGCUUGUCUGUGUGAUCAGAGCAGAAAGACCUGUCAACUUUGAGAAACUAAUUUUGAAUAAUCGAACAAUAAUACUACUCCUGGGAGGUUCAGUUUUGUCAGAUGACUUGACCUUAAGCCCGGAAAAUAAAUCCACUUGAAGAAUUUUUAAAGAGGCGACGGUUUAUAAAUAAUUUUGUCAAUAAAUGAUCACGGAAACUAGAAGUACAGAGUUUAAGUUCGAGAUGUGGUGGAGUGAUUUUUUUCGUCGUACACAUCCUAGCAGAAGCAAAUUACUGCAAUUACCACGAACCUCGUGAUUAACGAUAAUCCUUAUUCAGGAACAAACAUCUAAAACUUUCAAGAUUUAACAGACAGUAAAUAACGGUGACUUUCAAACUUUCCAGUAACAGUGAAUAUUUAAAUCUCGGUCAAUUACAUUUUUAACCCACGCUUCAACUUCCCAUGUCAAUUAUCUGCUUUUGACCACUCUAUUUUAAAUUCUUUCUCUUUUUGCUGUUCUCUUUAUGAAAAUAUUUCUCUAAAUAAACAGAUCCCGCGCCAAGGUAAAUUCUAUAGUGUAACUCCUGAUUACUUUACAGCGAAAAAGCAAACACCUUUUUGCGCCAGCAGAUUUUUCCCACACUUCUAUAAACUAGGAGUGUCAAAACAAUUACAGAAAAGAACCUUAGAUUGUUGUUUUUGCUUAAUUCUUGUUUAGAGUUUAACGAAUACAAGGGGUCUGAUCUCCUGAUUCCUCAGCCUACUCUAGUCAAGUCCGAAAAAAAUGUUAGAUUAUUACCGCGUUUUCUUAUCUUCAUUCAUGUUCAAACGAGGUAGAGAUAUUAUUCGAAUUGAUAAAACUCAACAGUUAGCGCUUCAGAUCAGAGUAUUGAGUUCUCAAAACAAGGGUAGCCCGUCAGAGUCUGACUAGAGAGGAAAAAUAUUCACUAUCUCCUUCUUUCCGUUCCGAUCUUUACUGGGUGUCCUGUGGAUCAACGUUAGGUCGAAUUUACAUGGAAAACUCUUUAAGUACGAAAGAGAACUGUAAACAGAAAAAAGGGGGUGAAUUAUUAAAGCGGAUCUAUUUGUUGCGUACCAAAAACUAAUUUAAUCAUUAGAUUUCACUAUUAUUCCUUGCAGCCUAUUUUUAUUUAAACUUCCUUAGCUUAAAUCAAAUUCAUUGAUUAAAAUAAUUCCCAGUAUUUCUCCAUUUCAUUUUUCUCAGUGGUGUAUGUUUUGGUCUUUGACUGACUUCAUCGGUUCCUUUAUUGAUUGACUUGAUCAUACAUAUUAUUUUCUGCUUGCAAAUUCCUGUAACUAAUCUUUCUCUCAGCUAAUAAUCGUAAGCCCUUUCGCGUGCUUUUUUUCCGCGUCAGUUUAGACUGAUGAACUGAAAUAAAAGGCAUUUCCUGAAAAUAUCAUGAAUGAUCAACACGAGCUGCACGCGCUGCUCAUGGGUCCCUGCACAUUCUUUUAAGACAUUGGCAUCUUUAAUUCUGGUGUUGUCCUCUUUUUGCUUUGAAGCCUGCUUUCCACCUGUUUGGAAACCGAGAAUAAAAGUGUUCGAAGUAAAAAAUUCGGCAAAAAUUUCAAAUUUCCUUGAGUAAAAUUUUGAAAAAGAAAUAGUAACAUUUGAAAGAACUGUCAAACAGGUUUUUUUUGAAUAGUCACAACGGAUUUUGUCUCUCUCUCCUCCUUUUUUGAUUUUACUUUUUAACUCUUCGCGCGUGGCUCUGAGGAAAGAAAAACGACCGCUCGCGGUCUAAGCCUGUUCAAGGCUCCAAGAUCAUACUGUAGUCGUGAAGUAAAAAAGGGAUACGAAAUACGCGCGGGGGCUGAGGAGAGAGAGGACCUAUUUUUUCCCGCUACCGCCCUUCCCGCCCGCCUUCCUCAGAUCGUGCGCGUGUUAUUUUCCCCCUUGGCUUAUUUUAUUAUCGCAACAUCCCUACCGGCUGUUAGCCUCGAACAGUCUAAGCGUCCUUUACGAAUGAAAAGAUGAAUUGUCAGACAAUCCGCUUUCAAAUGCGAACUUCCUUCAUGUCGUUUGAAUUCCUUCAUAACCUUGUGGAGUUUUUACACAUAAGACUGGUAUAACUGCAGUGUUGUUUUUUUCUUGACAAGAGAAAUUUGCCAUUUUUAAUCCAUUUGUUCUACCAGAAAGACUUGCUACUGUAAACGCCGCUUGUAUUAUUUGUGAUAUUUUCAGGAAUGAUUGGCACAAAAAGCGAAGGGGGUUCUUUCUUAAUCUUAUAAUAACUUUUAACCUUUUAACUUCUUUCUUUCUCUCGCUGUAUCAGCCCCUCGACCAGUUCUAGUCCCUCCCUUCUUCCUAAAGAAACCGCUGGAUAAAAUAACCGCUAACGAAAGCGAUUCUUUGUCUCUGCCAUGCCUGAUUGGGGGUACACCGGAACCGGAAGUGGAAUGGUUCAAACACGGGGCACAAAUACCUUUUGAGCGGGCUUCUGUCUCAACUGGGAGUCACGUGCUUUCAAUAACAGCCCUUGUACCUGGUGACAGCGGUCGGUACCAGUGCUCCUCGUUUAAUUCCGUUGGGCACCUCCAUCAUGUGUUUGAAGUUACUGUCCAGCGUACGUAAGAAAAAAUUUUCUAAAAUGCAAAUUCGUCAAUGCACUAUACAAUUAUCACGUUCGUAUUCAGACCACCUUCAGUUAUUUUCAACUCUUCGUGAUUUUUCUUUGAAGGAAAGAGCUUGAUCCGUUUUUUUUGCUAGGGAAGAAAAGUAACCUCUUUACCUUACCAUUUUUCAGCUCUCAGCACUGACUUAGUUUCUUUUUGUUCGAAACUUUAUUUUCCCUUGGUUGCGCCCAGUUUGAAUGAUUGGAAAAGGCUUGAGCAAAAAAACAAAUUUAAGACUACUAAAAGUAGCAAACAACCCAGAGAAACAAAAGCCUUUUCCUCCAAACCUUUCCUAAGCAGCCCUUAGAAUAACUCUUUUUCAGUUCGAAUAAAACUCUAGUUUAUAAAAACGCAAUGUUUAUAUUACAUUUCUAACAAUCAUUGAAUAACUGAAUGAUUAUUGAUUACUAAGACAGGCAAAUAUAACCAAGAUUGAGCUUCAAGCCCGGGGACUUCAAGGGUCUAAAUUAGGACUGCCUUUUGUUCUACACGAUGCUCCCUUCAGCGUCAUUGAUUUCUGUCAAAUAUGAAGAGUUGAAAAAGUCUGGGUGAUAAUUUUACACAUAUGCAAAUUAUCUACGUGUUUUCCUUCGUCCACUUUUGCACCUUGAAAAUUAGCUUUUUUGCAAACUUGACCUUGCGUUGAUAUCUAAGAAUAAAGAGGUUGUGCAGAAAUUUACACUACAUUACUGUUUUUUUAAUGCAGAAUUUCACCUUAACCUCAGCGACUGCUAGUUAUCUUUAGUUAUGUGAUCCUGUUUUGUUUUGUACUCAAUUGUUAAUAUGAGGAUAAUCUGCAAUGACACACUUAAUAUAUUAUACACAAGCUCGCACGAUUGUGUUCCAGUUUUUCAUAGGAGGUCAAAUUAAUAAAUUUAUCUGAUGUUUGGUUUGGAUAAAAACCAAGUUGGUUGUAUUCUAUUGAUGUGAAAACAUUGUCUCGCCGUAAGAGAUAGAUAUCCAUUAUAUUGGGUGCUAACAGCUGAAAAGAUUCUCCCACGUAAAUAUCAGAGUGAGUUCGUUUUAUAGGCCGUAUACUUGAAAAUCUUCAUUAUUUGAGCAAUGAGAAGUCUCUGGCAUCAGCACUGUUCAUUUUCGGUGCAUUUAACCUCUAGAUUAAAAAUCAUAUAAUUAAUUACUGUUCACCAUUACAUUGAAUAGCUGUCCUUCCUUGGUACUUGAUCGCACCUAUGUAUGGGCGCGCGAUGUCCUUUUUUACCCUUUAGUAAUUAGUUUUUCCUUUCUCCAAUAUUGUUCAUUAUUCAUUCCAACUUUGUGAUACUUUGAAAAUGUUUUUCUUUGUUAUAUUGUUUCUAUUCUUAUCAUUUUAAUUGGCUUUUGGCCAGUGCAAGAGGAAUUGUUUGGGAUUAAAAGCCGCACAAUAGAGACUAGGUUAGGAGCACGGCUAUAAUUCCGGCCCCACUUGAUAUGUAGCGGAAGAACAUGUAGGAGCCCUUUCCAGAUCAAAGGCGGGCAUCAUAGAAAUAGCAAUAGUACUUCCUUUUUUAUGGAGAAGGAUUUAUUCCUGAGGCACGUUUUUAGAAUAACGUACUUCACUGGACAGUUUUACGAGAGAACUUUACGUUAGCUGAAAGGAUCGAAGUAUCUAGACCGAGAGAAUCCGGCGAUUACUUUUCACCGCGAUCGCCGACUGCAGUGAUCGGAAAUUAUUACUUCAAAGGCCCGAUUUUGACCUGCAGUGGAGGUUUAUUCAAAAUGUAAGAAAUGUCCCAGAUUUCCGGUUGACGUAGAUCUUGCAAAGUGCUGAUAAUUAUAUGUUGUGCAUGCUCAAUCCGGUUCCAGCUAUGCUACACUAGAGAAUGUAGAUGAAAUCCUAAUAUGAGGUGUUUCAAUUCAUAGCAUUUUUUUCCUGCAAUGUUUUGUGUGUUAGGCUAUACAAGUUUUACUUAAACAACAGUCAGCAGUUUCAUCUAGGAAAUUUUUUGUUAGGUCCUUCAGACUCCUCCAAACGCCGAUUAAUUUUGAAGGCUGUUUUUCUCGACGUUUAACCCUCUUUCUUAGCUGUUCUAGCAUAAUCUUAUUCAUGGCGACAACCUAACCAAGUUUACAUGUUGUUGAUAUUCAGUGUAUUUCAGGGCCCCGUUUGGUUCCUUUUCAAUAUGCUUGAUGGUUUUUCUUUAGGCACAUUGUCACUAUAAAAUUAAAUCUGCCAAGGUUGCGGGUGAUAGGAUAAUCUGCAACAUCAGACUUCCUUUCUCAGCGAAAAGCAAGCGCCGGAUCGGGAAAUCCUUUUACUCUUUAUACCCAGAUGAACCGUCAGUUUUUCAUUAACACCAUGAGAAUACCCACAUUGUAAAAACAUUCGAAACCUAUUUUUAAAAAAAAUCCUGGGAAAUAUAUAGUGUCAUGCGUACACUGCUGAAGAGGUUUCAUAUGAAAGGAUAUAUCGUAGAAUUCCGCUUAUGGACUUAUAAAGUACGGAUUAUAACACAUGUCUGAAAGGGUGAAGGAAUUAUUGUUUCAAAGCGAACCCUUGUUUCACUUCCUUAUUACCCAAUUCAACACAUUUUUCAUCCGCAUAAGUUUUCGGGGCACUCUAAUAAGUCGUCUGUAAUGAUCACCAGAAAAGCUCCUUUUGCUGUCCAGUUUUCUGAUAUAACUAUUUAAUCUACUUAAGUGGCGCCAAACUACAGAAAUUAGCGUUCUUCUGUCACAAGAAAGAAACUUGAAAGUGAUAUUACGAAUAUAGUCUUUGGAGCCUUAUAUGCUUUAACAAGUCUGGUGCCUUUAUAAAUAUCCUUAAUGAGCGAUUGUCAUUGGCUUGUCAGAAAAGUUCAAAAACAGAUUUGACAGAAUUUUUUUGACAUUAAUAAUUCCGAGAGGCCAAAAGCGUUUUGAAGAGUGUACUCAUAUUCCGUCUUCGACUUAGGACGGAGUUCCGCACGGAAGAUCGUGAUAAUUUCCUCGCUUUUUAAAAGUAUUAUGGUCUAAAGAGAUUCAACAACGUGUUAGAAAUGUGGGAAUCUGUUGUGGAAACGAGACAGAAACGUUGGAUAUUUAAGUUUUUCAUGAUGGUCUUGAGCAUUAGUGUGGGAAGAUUAUCUCAAGGUACCAAAAGACGUUCUUUUAUUGUGUUGACUUAUUUUGAUAUAGCUCAUUCGAAGCAAGCCUUUCAGUGAUUUUUUUCGUUUUUCUCGCAUUUUAAAGUAGAAUUUUUAAGCGUUAAGAUUUUUAAAUCACAUGAGACAUAUAAUUUUCCUACAUGUGUACUAAACAGUUACGGAGCAUAGACAGUGUGUUUAAUUCUACGCAAUACAGUUAAUAAUGUAGAAAAUAGCGUGUAUAUUGUACUUUCGGCCUUUGAAUCGAGGUUGAAAACUUUCUACAAGGCUGCUAUGUUUAUUUAAAGCCAUUCUUGGUUUGUUUGUUUAAGGAAAAUUAAUCUAGUCUCCAGAAAUCCUCAACUUAAAGUAAGCUUGUUCUGUUUCAUUUUAAAACUGAAAGCCAGAGAGAAAUUUGUGGCAGUAAUAAAUUCAUUUUUUCUUGUUUUAUCUCUGUACUUGCGGAUUUUGUGCAUAAUUCUGUGGUUAUUUGUCGUUUUUGCUUUUGCUUUUAGCUGUUGGAAGAGUUUUAUUUCUUCCCUGGUAUACUGUACAAUGUUUUUUAAUAAGCACUUUAGAUCACCAAAGAUUCGUUUCCGCUGUCUUCUCGAUUACUUGCACUAUCUAUAGUUUGGAGAAAUUCUCGCAAUCGGUCCUUUUUUCCAAAACUGUAUAAAGGUUUUUGAAUUUUCUUUUUAUUUUCUCUCUAUAAGGAGAAAUAGCAUUCAUGUUUUCACAACACGCUCAGUUAAUUGUCGUAACACAGGUGACCCAUUCUCAUAUAGACUGCUGAGUAUCCUGUGCUUAGGCUAUUUUAAUUCGCCGUUACGUCAUUCUUACUUUCGUAGUGGAUUUUUUCUCCAGGAAAAGCUGGCUUACCGUCUCGUCGUAAAGCAGUAGUAGAGAAAUACCCUACCGUUCUAGAAUGCCUGACGGACACAAAUCUGCCGAGUGAAAAUGUUAUUUACAGUUGGACGAAAGACGGAAGUGACGCCACAACUGAUCCUCGAGCAACAGUCAUUGCAUCCGGAGCUUUGUUCAUCAAGUCCACCCUCCGUGCAGACUCUGGUGUUUACCAGUGCACCGCCAAAACGUUCGACUCCAGCGGCUUGGUUACCUAUCCAGGAGCAAAAACAUUAUUGGACGUACAAUGUGAGUCUGUCAGUCUCAUUCACGCCUGCCAAAGUGAAAUGACACGGGUGGGGUGGGAGAGGUUCUCUGCCUUUUCUUGUCCCUGAAGGCCCAGGAACUUUCUUAGAGCCUAGGAUUUGAUGGAUUAUAACAUAAUCAAAUGUAAUCAAGACAUCUUCUUGUAUAAUGUGAUCUGUUUUUUUUCUCCUGUUGUUACUUCAGUUCCCCCUACGAUUAUUGACAUGCCAAAGAGCGUAGCAGUUCCGGAGGGAGCUGACGCCCGGUUACCAUGUGUUUCCGCGGGAAAUCCGACCACAGACUUUACAAACUGGACACGACAAGGUGAAAGUGUUCGUUCAAAUCCAAGGUUCGCCGUGUUGGAGAAAGGCGCUCUGCUGAUUCAAGACGUCCGUCGCACUGACGCUGGGGAGUACUCUUGUACUCCAUAUAACAAAGUAGGCUACGGGAUGAGUAAGACAACAAGGCUUGUUUUGAAAGGUAGGUGAUCAUUCGAAGCUUAUAAUGGGUAUAACAUUUAAAAAAAAGAAUUAAAAGCCAAUACAGGAUUAACUGCUAAACUACUGCAUAUCUACCCACAGUUGUUCCAAAAUUUAUCGUUGCUCCACCAAGCAUCAUGACACUUAAAGUGGAUGACGACGUCACACUUGACUGUGAAGCCACUUCAGAGUCACCUCCCACGGUGACAUGGGAACGCGAGGGUGCUCCCUUCCCACAAGGCCGCACGGUCAGCAAGGGCGGAAAGUUGGUCAUCACGGGUAUACAGAAGGAAGACUAUGGUGUUUAUACUUGCAUUGCGACCUCAGACGAUGCACAGGCCAGGCAUUCAACAACCUUAGCUGUUAUAUGUAAGUAAGCUGUCUUAAUCCGAUUCUGAUGGUCCUUGUUUGUCGCCUUUUUUUUGCCUCCCACUCGUUAAACCUUUUCGGGAAGGUUUAAUAAACUAUAAACUUAGUUCUGGCUGAUAAUGUUUAUCACGUUAUCUUACAGCGACUCCCAGCAAACCUACGAUACGAUAUGUGGACUUCAAUGGUUCAACGGUCGUGAUUAAAUGGCAGCCUGGGUACGAUGGAGGUUAUCCACAGCAGAUGGAAGUCUGGUAUCGACUGUCUUCAGCCAAUGACUACGAGUGGCGCAGUUCAUCUUACCUCCCACCUAGCGUGACGUCACACCAGAUCCCAAACCUCCAGCUGGAUCAAAUGUAUCUGUUUAGCGUCAGAGGUAUCAACCGAGAGGGAGCUGGGCACUUCAGUGAUAUCGUGGAAGCAAAAGGGUUACCGCUGGUUAUUAAUCAUAACCCUAAAAAUUCGGGUAAGUUAAGCGGCUGCGAAAAUCAUUUGCUUAGGUGAGGUGGAUUCCAGGUAUAUAGGAAAAACGUUCGACCUAGCAGUCUUGUUUUCUCGAUUUUAAGAGACAAUUUCAAUGUUCUUAUUAAUAUUGAGUGACUGUAAGGUGUCGGCAUUGCGGAAGGGUUAAAGUUUUGUUUGCCACUGAAUUGUCUUGAAGUUUUCAUACGACAUGUUGUCUUAUUAUUCGUAAAUUAGGUUACAACCUUAAUGUUGUUACACGAGAUUUUUUUGAAAAUAGGUUGCACGAGAGCAAAAGGGGUGCAAAAAAGAGUGGUCACUUUGCUUGAUUGUGAUGCUUAACUGUUUUGGUUCCUCGUGGUGUGUAUUGUUCUGUCCAAUACCACGACGAAACAUUUCACCGUUCUAAAUAUCCUUCUCAAAUAUUUUUGGUGCUUCCAACAGAUAAACCUUUAGCACCGGAGAAUGUUAUUGUCAACAUCACCAAGGAUGGCUACUACAUCAGCUGGACUCACGCAGCUGUUCCCGGCCGACCCCCUGUGGAGAAAUUUGUCGUGGAGUACAAGGAAGGGAAAGAUUCGUCUACCUGGCAUGUUGCAGAUUCCGCUGUAUCAGCGAAUCGUAGGGUCUACUUGUUUACAACGGAAAUGGCAGAGGCAGAAAAGAGCUAUGAUUUUCGCGUCAUGGCUUUUGGAGCGAACGAGUUCAGCGAGGCUGCGUAUGUUUCAAAGACAUAUAACAUUGGUGAGUUUUCAUCUUAUUUGGUUGAGAAUUUUUAAAAUAUUUUCGACUUAGCGCAAUUUUUCUUACGUUUUACCGUUGUCUUGUUUUCAGCCACCCCAGAUUUUGGUGCGGAUUCCAAUAGCAGCGACGUAGUUCCAAUCAUUGCAGGAGUCCUGGGAGCCAUAUUUGGUGUCUUCUUGCUUGGCCUGCUUUACUUCUGCUUUGUUCGUAAAAGGAAAAGAGACAGUAAGUUGCGGCAUUGUUCAAAUACUCACUAUCCCCCCCCCCCCCCCCUCCCUUCCUCUGCUACAGUCAGGUGCUCGUUUUAUCCUGAUCCUCAUCUCAUCCCACACCUAUCACCCACUGAAAUGGCAAUAUGGUGCCUUUUGCCUUGCCUAGUCCUUAGGCCUCUUCAUUCCGCGCGGUCUAUGCGUUUCACGUAACGUUGUCCGAGCGAUGUUUUCGUCUCCGAUACGUCACCGAAAUGCAUUGACCAAGAAGGCUUGGGAAUAACCCUCCCCACCCCCUGUACUAUCAGCACUAGUUAGAAACUGACAUUUGCACCGCGAAGAAUCAUGUUAUGCCUGAAUAAUUAUAUGUACACUUACCUUUUUUUCCUGUAUUAAAACCAAUGACUUCCUUUUUUGCACUAGCCCUCCCCACCCUUUGAAUAAUAACAAGUCACUAAGGCGAUUUAAGCAAUCACCACCUUGGCAACAUUCGCUCAUUCAUUGUUGUUUUAAUCUUCUGACUAACUAUUCUACGUUUUUAUCACAGAAUUUGAUGUCCAGUCUGGAAACAAGAAAGUUCAAUUUAUUCUCCCAAGGUUAGUUAGAAAUUUGAACGCUUUUACGUGGGUUUCCUGCGAUUUUCGAGGCUCUGAUGAUUUUGAAAUACCUGACUGAGGCACCCAUUUAUCGAAAGUUCCUCAGUACUAACUGAGUUUCAGUGUUGCCCUGUGAUUGCGUCACUAAGACACUGCCCAGGAUCUUCUGGGUAUGGAAUCAAAGGACGGCCUUCCGAUUUAAAAAUAGGGAAGUUUCUUCCUUCGACUCCAGCACGAUGGAGCUUGCUUACCCACGUCAGAAAAGGAAUAUUUCUUAGCCUGAACACUAACUUAUAGAACAAAAGAACUGUCGGAAAGAAAUUUACGUCUAUGUCCUUUACUGACAUUUUUAUACAGUUUAGCUGUUUCUCUUAACGGACUUCGAGUCCUAUAGUCGAGCUUCAUGUUUUCCAUAUCUCACAAUAACUACAGAUCGCACUGGCGCGCACGCGGACACAUCAAUUAUAACAGUUAACUCGCUGCGAGAGUUAGUUUAACUUGUCCAGAUAGAUUUAACGGAUAUUUGACGGUAUAAAGCGAAAGAAAGCAUUGUAUAGCUUGUUUUUAGCAUGCUGAGAUCGCUGCAGGUAUCAUAUGGAAGAUGAGACGUACGCUGGCGGCAAUGAUAAAUGUUUCAUCAAUAAGCGCUGCAAAAUUUUCGGUACAACUCUCAGGUUGAUUUAAUUUGUCAUUUUCUUGGUCUGAACGCCCGUAUUAUCAAAAAUAAGAUAGACUGGGUUUAAAUUUGCGACUUAAUUGAUUGUAAUGAAUUUGUCCAAAGUCACGGAAGAAUUCUGCUGAGGAUUUGUUUGUGUAUGGAGUAAUUAGAGUCGGUAAAGAGAUCCCAUGUUUUAAUUCACACCACACUCUACGACUCUGUGUAUCUUUUGACAAUGUAUAAUUUAUGUUCAUGAUUAGAAAGUCAUUCAAGUCUGUUGGCUUGUCUUCCAAAAAACGGCAGGUGCCUCGUUCCAUUAACAUUAGAAGACACUUUUCUGGUGGAUUACCAAAAACCAAAAUUUAAGUAACUUCGUCGGGUUCGUACCGAAAAAGUUCCGUAAAUGUUGCCGGAAAAUUUAGAGUCGUUUUUAGGAACGUGAAGUGAGUUUUUUAAACCUAAAAAACAAACUUGCAGUUAUUUCAGUGGUCGUCAUUCAUCAAGUAUAGCUGUCAAAAAGUGAAAUAUUAUGGAUAUGUGGCAAAGUUUCAGCUUGGUUUUCGAGUAGAGUUUCUUCAAAUCACAGUGGUGCAUUUUUAUUUUCAUCCUCGAGGAGAUUUGAAUGGGUUCAUUAUUGAGGUAUUUGCAUGGAGGAAGAUAUUUCAUCAUUUAUUUUGUCUUUAGACCGCUCGCUGAUACAACGAUAAUGUCUUGUAAAUUUGGCAAACGUUUUAUCUGUAUAACCACCUUUUCUUCCUCUCCUGGACAUCAUAUUAUCUUUGGUUUUGAACAAGAAGCUGCACUAUUUUUUAAUGACCUGAUUCUGAAUCGUAUUUCUCACUCCGAGUCUUUCACAAUGAUUGAGAUUCUAUCUUUGCCUUCCCUGAUCAAAAUUAGUUGAACCAUUCUCAGUAUUGAAGUACAAGCUCUACUAAAUCUUUUAAAAUCUUUAAUUUUACAAUUGCUGUGUUAGAACUUUAACAGAUCGAUAAGAAACCUAAACAGCUGGAACCUAUUUGUGCGCGGUUAUACGGAGAAUCAAUGGAAAUCGUGACCAACUCAGAUAAAGGCCAUUAUAAAACGGCUCUGGCCUUUUCAUUGGCACAGUUUUUUUUUUCAUACAUAUUUUGCGUACCGAAAUGUAUUUAUAUUUCGUUAUUAAAUGAUUCAUAGACCACGCAUUUUCAGUUUCAAGAAGUGAAUAUUUUCUAAACAGUCGAUAUUCCAAACCGAGGAAUGACGCUGUUUAAAUUUUGAAAAGUAAUUGAAUUUGUACUGUUAUUUAUUACAAAUAAGCGGUUGCUUAUUCUGAUUUCAGUGUGAAGGUUCUGCUAGAAUCAACAACAGUUUUUAGGAAGCGAGAAUUACUAGAUGAAACAUAGCAAAGAACAUAAUAAGGAGACCGAGGAACUCAUUGCAAAUUAAUGGGACGUUCACAAUAUUCCGAUGACAUAUUUGCUUAAUUAAAAGGCUGUUUGGCAUUCCGGAUCUAUUUGAGACCGGAAAACUGCGGCUCCUCAAGGCUAUUGUGAUGAGCUGCACAAACGUGACGAAGGCAGUCGCUUCUGUUCACUUCGUUCGCAAAAAUUGAUCUCCUUUAAGCUAUCUCUUCCCCUCUCAUAUAAAGAAAAAAUAGAAAAGAUCGUAGAACUUUUGUCAGGUGAAAAUAACUUUUGUCCAACAAGCUUGAAAUGGCCAAUUCGUAUUACAAGAGAUACUAAUUAUUUUUUCUUUUCUUUGCUCAGCUCAAAGGAGGCGUACGAACCCGAAGAAUCUGAUGAAGAUUUCCUUGACGCCGAAAUCAAGCUUCGACCAGAAGCUGUCCGAUUUAUUCCCGAUGAUAAUGUCCACGGCGAAGACAAGUACGAUAAAUACCCGAAGACGAAGCUAGAAGAAGACUUUAUCUUAACUGGCCAUGACGGUCGCUAUGGUGGUGAUAUGUUGCGAUACGCUGCUCUGGUUAGCUCAUCACCUUCACACUCGCCAGAGAUUUCCUCGCAAGACACUGUUCUGAGUGAUAAAGUUCGUUUCUUUGGAGAUAUGGAAACUCGGGACGGGAUGUCAGCGUGGUACGACUGCACUCUCGCAAAACCUGCGUCCCGCGAGAUACGGGAUUCAUACGAUCAGUUCUGUAGGCAGCCUGAUGUCGGGUCACGGGACUCUAUGCAGUCCCCGAUAGGAAUUACUGCGCGAAAGGCUUCAUAUGAACACUUGGGACCCAAGGUUGUCCCAAAGUUCGGCUCUAAUAUGAGUCUGCCAGAAGGAAGGAGUAGUGCCUUCUCUCGAAAUCCUCGAUUUCAGCCCAUAAAAGAGGAGAGUCCACGAGACCGGGAUGUCCCGCGAGGCAAUGGGACGCUUGGACGAAAACAGCCUCAUCAUUGGUCGACGCCGGCGGUGUUCACAAAGCGAAUGGAGGAUACAAAUAACAACAGCGAUGAAAAAGGUUCCGAUACAGACUCGGUGGACUCUCGGAAACGAGGAAGGAGAGGCAGUCGGCAUCGCCCCCAUUCACUCUACGAAGGUAAACUUCGGCCCAUCUCGGAACAGGAUUCGGAUCCGAAGCUGCGCUGCAUGUGCGAUGAAGAGGAGUCGGAUGAUUGUUUGAAGUAUUCACCACCAACGGUUCAAAGUUCGAAUUCGCUGCCAAGAAAAUUUCCUGACACGCAAUCCUCCUACCUUCAUCUCGAAAGAUCAGAAUCUCAAAGACUUUCCUUCACUGAUCAACUAAAAGGUUGGAAUGUUCCCAAUUCUGGAAGUCCUUACGAUUCACACCCACACAAGGAUAAAAAUCCUCCAAUCGAUACGGACUCGGAGAAUAGUGUUUCUCCGGCAAUUUCUUUAGUGUCGCUUUCGGAAACAGAGAGUGACCGAGAGAUUGCAAGAAAACUUUAUGAUUGUAACCCGAAUGCGAUAAUCAACAGCACCGCUGGUGUCACCCUUCCUCGAGCAGUCACGAAGUUAAAGUCACUCGAUUCCGAGUCCUCUUCGGAUGAACGUACGGAUCAGUUUGAAAGACCUUUGCCGCCUUCGUAUAAAGAGAAGAAGCCUGCAUCAGUGACAAAUUUGAAUUUAUCUUCUAUGGAACGAGCAGACUCGAUGGAUCAGCUUAAACUUUGCGAUCCCUUCUUUCAAGAGAGACGUCGCGUAUCGAGAUCCUCGUCAAAUGCAUCCAGCGGGAUUGGUUCAGUUCAGGUUUCAUCCAGCGAGACAAACAGUAUUGAUUCACCUCGGGAUUCGCAGGCACGAAUGAGCUAUCGAACAUCCAGCAGCCGACCUUCGAGUGGAUAUGCUUCCUCUCGGGAUAGCUACAGUCCCGACCACCUGCGGCCGGGUGAUCACUCAAAACGAUCAUCAGUCUCUAGUAAUCGGACUUCCAGCGGCCGCGCUUCGAGUGGUUACGCCUCUUCUCGGGAUAGUUACGAAAAUCCCGACAGACUACGACCGGAGGAUUUUUCCAAGGUUCAUGCGCGGAUGCGGUUGAGUGGCCGAGGGACUCGGUGCGAUGAUCCCUAUGAAUUUGACCCUUCGUCAAGUGAAAUGGACGAUUAUGAAACGGAGGGUACUUCGUACAAUCCCAAAGUCUACGAUGAAAUAAUGGCGUUACAGCAGGAGAUGGGAGUGAACUUAGACGGAAGUGAUUCCAGUAGAGAGAGCUUAAAAGAAGUGGAGAAACUCUCAAACUCAGAACUUUUAAAAUAUUCUCCUGAUGUGUCACCCACGAAAUACAAAGUGGAUUCAUAUAGCGACGCAGAAAAAGAUCAGCGCUGUUCCAAGUUAAUAAAAGAAUACAAGACAAAUAAAAGACUGCAGGAUGUGAAAGGCCAAGGAUCAAGCCAAAUCUAUCGGUCAUGGGAUCUUUGAAGGAAAUAUAUAACAAACGUUGUUAUAUCGUAGAUAAUAAAAAAUUGGUCUCGCUUGGACUUCCAGGUGUUCACAUUCACCAAUUAAGAGCUCAUAACUCUUCCUCCACGCAUCUCAGGGGUAACUAAAAGCGUAGUGGCCUUCUGGCACACCAUGGAUACUCGUAGUUACUCCGGAACGGGUAGUUAAAGCAACUACGAUGGUGAUAGCGUUAACAAUGCUUCCACAAUGCUUCACUGCCUCACUGUUAUACCAUGCGCGUGCUGUUAAUGCGUUAAGCGCGCGGAUUAAUGAAAGAAAAUGAUCAACGUCUCCGCAAGGCGUUUUUUCCAUCGGAAGUCGUCGCUACGAGUUCAUAUCCGAGACAAUUCUUUUGGUGGAAGAUGUCAAAUAACUUAUAAAUAUCCUGAACUAUUUUUCCAAGGUACAUUUUCCCCUUGUCGCUGUCGUGGUUGCUCUGUAAGAUUCUAGCGUCUUGUGAAAAAGGCGAGAAAAGUGUCAGAACAAAUUUUUUCAGUGCGUUUUGAAGGUUGUGCAAACGGUGCUGCCAUCGUGUAUCCAAGAUGGAACGUGUCAUGCACUCGGCCUCGUUUUGCGCUUGUAUUUCUCAUCAUUGAAGCUUAUUACAGCACCUUCAAUAUGCUUUGGUUAGGCCACUAGCAAAAAGUUUGAAUAUGGCCGAAGCUCCUUUCUUGAGUGGUUAGACACAUACGAGUUAGAGAAAUAUUAUUGCAUUUCCUUAUUUCAGAGUUAAUUUUUCUCGUUCCGGUUUAAAAGAGAUUAGAAAACAAGUCUUUUAUUAGACAUUUAUAUUGUAGUAGAUAUUUAAUAUUUGCUUUAGCAAGUAAAUUCGUUUGAUAUUUAAGUAAAUCAAUGAAGAUUUAAUUUAUAUUCAUCAGGUCUAACUAACAGUGUGAUGUUGUUUUACGUUGGUAAGCGUUUUCUUGCAAUCUUACUUAACAAAUCUUUUUGAUAUAAGAGGCUUGUUAUAGAAGGAUCGCGCCAUUUUGACGGUUCUUUUACUCGGAGUCUUGCUAUUUUUGGCAAUUCUGUCACAUUGAAUCUUUUAUUUGAUGCCUUUUAUUACUCUGCCUGAAGAACUGUAUGAUCUUUUUACCCCGGGCUCGGCCAAUGAUUAUAGAAUUUGCUAAAUAUCUCUUUUGGUUGUGCUACAGGCUUCGUUUUAACUGUGGUCUCUUGUUUAUUUUAACAGACGUUUUGUAAGAACUGUUUUUUUGUUUGAGUUUAGUUUAGCCUUAAGUUCAGAAGUUCCAGGGGAAUUUCAUUAAUUUUUAGUGUGGAUAGUAUGUCAACAGAAGAGUUUUUGUCUCGUCUGAACGUAAGCAAUAUUGAAUAAUCGAAUAUUUUGCAUAAUUAUUAAUUGUUUUUAAACUUGUUAAGAGUUACAUGAAAAACAGCCUUAAAUUAGUUAUCUCUUGUAAAUAUUUGUAAAGAUGAUAUUAUAACAAAGAAAUAUUCGCUAGUUUUAUAAGCGCAAAUUAUCGUACUCAUAUGAGCUUUUUAAACUAUAAGCAUUGUCUUUAUUUUCUAACGAAUCAUUUUCAUACUUAAUAUGACUGAUCCGCAUAGCAGUUAGCCCUUUAAGCCCUAACAAUUAUCAGCAUUAUCAGCAAUUUCUCCUUAAUUACCACUGCUUGGUUAAAUAUAAAGGACAUGAGAAUACAGAUAUUAGCAUUAAAACUGAGGUAUCACCACCGUAGGAAGUUAGGAGAAUAUCCAUGCUGAUACUAGGGCCUUAAGAGUAACCUGAAGAAAUGGUUGCAGAUGGGAAUUGAUGAUAUAAGGGGUAAUUUUGUAAAUUUUUAUGAGAACGGUUUAAAAUCUGGUGUGUGUAGCAAUGUUAACAGUGAAACAAUGAUUGUCACGAUUUUCUUACAAUUACAUUGUAGUAAAAUUCAACAUUUUUCAUUCAUAAAGGCAUAACCGAGUUUUACUGUGUAAACUGAAAUGAAUAAAAGAAAC
Molecule: messenger RNA, 50184 nt
Organism: Porites lobata
Lineage: Eukaryota; Metazoa; Cnidaria; Anthozoa; Scleractinia; Poritidae
Source: the annotation of a GenBank genome assembly